UCAGAUGCCACAGAAAGACUGGACAAGGACUUUCAUGAGCAAAGAGCCACUGUUAUCUUCAGUACUGUACGUGCUUUAUGUUUUGCUUUGUAAUCCAGCUCUUGAGUGAACCAGAUAAACAGGAUUGUUGGCCGGGUGAUUUCAAAGUUUGAUUAAGCUAGUCCAGGGAAAGCUGUUGUAACAUAAUUAUAUUGUACGUAAUUCUUUCAUUUCACAGUUACUUCGCCAUCAAGUGUACCACUUCUGGGAGUAGAAAUUUAUCAAUCUCACUUUUUCCAACAAAACAACUACAACAACAACAAUAAAAACUAUAAAAAAGGUACAAAAUAAAAUGCAACAUAGGAGAGCAAAAUUCCAAAAUAAAUUAAAUCAGGUACAGUUGUACAGCUUGAUCAACAUUAUUGAAUUGAGCCCAGGAUCAUCAGAUAUUAUUAUUAGUGAGAAAGUCGCAGAAUAUGAUCAUCCAAUUGAGUGUUGUCCUAAACAGCUACAGCUGUUCGUGAUUCAGUGACUGGCACGCCAAAAGUGUGUAAAAGGAAUCAACAGGGUUGAACAAAAUGUUUUAUGAUUGACUUCAAGAUUUUUAUGACCAAGCAAAUAAAAUCAUUAUUUUUAAGAGAUGCAUUCAGCAUUUCUGUUGAACUUUGUAUGAAUCAGACAUUUUACAUCAAAUAAAUGCUUACAAUCACCAGUUUUACAAUUCUAUGGCUGCAGGGAAUCACAAUACAAAGACAGCUGAAACGCAUUGAAAUCUUUUUGGUUUCAAGAACAGAAAUAAUGUGAUUGAUUUGAUUGAAAAUUCCAAGAGACAUGCACCUGUUGGUGAAGUUAACUUAUGAUCAGAAAACUUAAAUGCAAAAACCGUGGUCGUUAUUAGUUUUCUCCUGGAUUAGCAUUGACCGGCUUUGUUCAACUGUGUCACAACAUUUAAAAGCCAAGUUCUGCUGAUAUAGUAAUAAUAGUAUAAAUAAUAAUUAUAAUAAUAAUAUUAUUAUAAUUAUUAUAUUACUUACUAUUAUAAUAAUUAUUAUAAUAUAAUAAUAAUUAUUAUAAGGUUGUUAUAGUACAGUACUUGUUAGUGCAGAUAUGCAAUCCAUAUUGUACCCUUGAAAUUUCUUGCCACAUGGAUGACCACUAUAACUGAGAUAACUGAAUGACUGGGAUGACUGAGUUGAGAAAGAUGACUGGGAUUUUUUGGGAUUACUAACAUGAUGGGGAUGACUAGGAUGACUGAAAUGACUUGUGUGACUAGGAUGACUGGGAUCACGAGGAUGACUGGGAUCACUAUGACAACUUGAAUGGCUGCUGACUUUGAUGACUGAAAUGACUGGGAUUUUGGGGAUUACUAACAUGACUGGCAUGGAAUGACUAGGAUGACUGGAAUGACUAGGCUAACUGAAAUGACUAAGAUGACUAAGAAAACUAGGGUGACUGGGCUGACUUGGAUGACUGGUUGACUGGGAUGACUGGGAUCACUAGGAUGACUGGGACAACUAGGAUGACUGGGAUGACUAGGGUGACUGGGAUGACAGGGACUAUAGCAUGACUGGGAUGACAUGGAUUACUAGGAUGACUGGAAUGACUAGGAUGACUUGGAUGACUAGGAUCACUGGGACUACUAAAUUAACUAGGGUCACGCGUCGGCUACUUAGCUCAUACAAGUCGGUUACUUUUUAUCUAGAAAGAAGAAGGAACUAGUUCGAACAACUUUGUGAACAAAAAUAUAUAUCGUAAAAUCUGAAUGAAAACGUAAUAAUUAUGAUGUGUUUUCAUAAAGGCCCACUGGUUUUGUUCUGCUUUAGUCAUGUAAACACUGUAUUUCAGUCAGUUUUUCACAAAUUUCUUUAUACGUGUAGGUUUACGCAGAAUUUGUUAACGUGCAAAAGUGCGUAAUUUAGUUUUCAUCAUUUGUCCAUUGCUUGUAGGAAUUGAUUGUGACUGAUAAAUCAAAAGUUGAAUGAAAGCUACAUUUUCUUGAAUGAAACACACUCCCCUUUGUCCUCAACUUAGUCCCCAGAACGCUGAAAAUCGCAUUUUAAGCACGUCCCCAGACAUCGCCCCCCCUCCCCUUGAAAAAGGGGACUAAGGGUCCCCUUUUGAUACAGUCGGUUACUCUAUUCAAACCUGCUGGGUACCUCAAUUUUUAUUGAAACCCCUGAAGAUGACUUUGUUGACUGCUGUUACUGGGAUGAAUAAGAUGACUGGGAUGACACUACUGACUGGGAUGACUGAGAUGACUGAGAUUUUUGGGAUUACCAACAUGACUGGGAUAACUAGAAUGACUACCAUCACUAGGAUGACUAGGAUGACUGGGAUGACUUGGGUGACUGGAAUGACUGGGAUCACUAAGAUGACUGGGACAACUGUGAUGACUAGGGUGACUGGGAUGACUAGGAUGACUGUGAUGACUAGGAUGACUGUGAUGACUAGGGUGAGUGGGAUGACUAACUUAGAUGACUGGGAUGACUGGGAUGACUGGAAUCACUAGGAUGACUGUAAUAACUGGGAUGACUAGGUUGACUAGGACAAAUGGAAUGACUGGGAUCACUAAGACUGGGAUAACUUUGAUGACUAGGGUGACUGGGAUGACUGUGAUGACUAGGGUGACUGGGAUGACUGAGAUCACUCAGAUGACUGGGAUGACUAGGAUGACUAGGGUGACUAAGAUGACUGGGAUGACUUGGAUGACUUGGGUGACUACAAUAACGGGGAUGAGUGGAAUGACUGGAAUGACUGGGAUGACUAUGUUGACUAGGGUGACUUGGAUGAAUGGGAUAACUUUGAUGACUAGGGUGACUGGGAUGACUGUUAUAACUAGGGUGAGUGGGAUGACUGAGAUCACUUAGAUGACUGGGAUGACUAGGAUGACUGGGAUGACUGGGACUACUGGAAUGACGAGGAUGACUGGAAUGACUGGGAUCACUAAGAUGACAUAGGAUGACUGUGAUGACUAGGGUGAGUGGGAUGAUUCAUCCUCGGAGACCCAGGGGCAGUCAGUCGGGUCGGGAGAAAAGGCGACACGAAAGUUUUCAAGUGAGGGCGGAAGAGCCCCUGGGUACCCACUCUCACCAGACCAUUUCCAAAGAUUCAAGCGGAUGCCGGCUCCUGAUUGGGCACAAAAAAUGCUUUGUAUUAUUGUGCCCAAUCAGCGAACACAUCUCCUGAGUUCCUUUCGUGCGUUUGUACACGAAGGCUAUUGUCUCGAUCACGGCUUGUCUGGAUCAUGUACCAAAGAAAUGCAGGCGGUCAGGAAACUUUCACUUUGAUAUAAAAUCUCCAUCUGAUCUCAUAAUACUGUCUGCCCGAAAACUAAAGACGCUUUUCGAAAAAUACAAGCUGCAGCGUACAACAUGUAUUCACGCUUGCAUCGGCCACGUCUUGCGUGAGUAUAUUUACAGAAAGAUUAUGAAAGAUACCAUGACGGCUGACAGCCACGAAAACAUCGCACGGAAAAGUGAAUUCAUAUUUUUUUCAGUCUCUAUCGUGAUUAUUCCAACUCGCCUACUUUGUCGAAUGCAAGCGAACUUGUCUGGAGCUGAAUUUAUCAACCAUAUCCAAGUUCAUGAAGAGAAUGAAUUUUGUCAUUGCUUGUUUACGUCCUUUACAAAACGCGAAAUUAGGCAUUUUCACGGGUAGUCGUGACGUUGACGGCAAAGAAAUGUACAAAAAAGCGUGAUGCACGUGCAAAGUUGUUGUUCUGCCUUGUCAAGCUAUGGCUUAUUUGACUUUCUGUUGCCGGCAAAUCCUGUUAUUUAAGAUACAUUGUGAUCCGUCAAAAACAAUAUUCUCGGGGCAAAUUCAAUUGCUUCUGCUGAUAGCAUCCCAAACGUUUCUUCGACUCAUCGGUAGUUCCUUCGUUUCUAGUUAGGAGAGUAGAAAGUAAAAGUUUCCCUUGCAUGCACAAGCUUGGUGAACGAACCAGGCAAAUGUGGCGAGACAAUAGCCAUCGUGUACGAACUCACGAAAAGAACUCGGGAGAAACUGUUUGCCGAUUGACACAAUAAUACAAAGCAUUUUUUGUGCCCAAUCGGGAGCCGUCAUCCGCUUGAAUUUCUGGAAAUAGUGCGGUGAGAGUCGGUACCCAGGGGCUCUUUCACCCGUAAUUGAAAUCUUUCGUCCUGCCUUUUCUCCCGACCUGACUGACUGCCCCUGGGUCUCCGAGGAUGGGAAUGACUGAGAUCACUUAGAUGACUGGGAUGGCUGGAAUAACUAGGAUGACUACGGUGACUAGGAUGACUGGGAUGACUAGGGUCACUGGAAUGACUGGGAUCACUAAGAUGACUAGGAUGACUGUGAUGAGUAGGGUGACUGGGAUGACUAGGGUGACUGGGAUGACUGAGAUCACUUAGAUGACUGGGAUGACUGGGAUGACUAGGAUGACUGAAAUAACUGGGAUGACUAGGUUGACUAGGAUGAAUGGAAUGACUGGGAUCACUAAGAUGACUGGAAUGACUGGGAUGACUAGGGUACCUGGGAUGACCAGGGUGACUGGGAUAACUUUGAUGAUUAGGGUGACUGCGAUGACUGUCAUGACUAGUGUGAGUGGGAUGACUGAGAUCACUCAAAUCACUGGGAUGACUACAAUGACUAGGGUGACUGGGAUGACUAGGAUGACUUGGGUGACUACAAUAACUGGGAUGAGUGGAACGACUGGAAUGACUGAGGUGACUGGGAUGACAAGGAUGACUGGGAUUUAUGAGAGUACAAACAUGACUGGAAUGACUAAGAUGACUGGGAUGACUAGGGUGACUAGGAUGACUGGGAUAACUUUGAUGACUAGGGUGACUGGGAUGACUGUGAUGACUAGGGUGAGUGGGAUGACUGAGAUCACUCAGAUGACUGGGAUGACUAGGGUGACUGAGAUGACUGGGAUGACUAGGAUGACUUGGGUGACUACAAUAACUGGGAUGAGUGGAAUGACUGGAAUGACUGAGAUGACUGGGAUUUGUGGGAGUACAAACAUGACUGGAAUGACUAAGAUGACUGGGACGACUAGGGCAACUAGAGUGGGUGGGAUGACUUGGAUGACUGGCAUCACUAGGAUGACUGGGAUGACCAGGUGAUUUCAAAGUUUGAUUAAGCUAAUCCAGGGAAAGCUGUUGUAAUAUAUAUAUUGGACCAAAUUCUUACAUUUCACAGUUAUUUCACCAUCAAGUGUACCACUUUUGGGAGUAGACAUUUAUGAAUCUUACUUUUUCCAGUAAUAAAACAACGAUAACAACGGUAAAAACUUAAAAAAGCGUACAAAAUACAAUGAAACAUAAAAGAGCAAAAUUCCAAAAUAAAUUAAAUCAAGUACCGUUGUACAGCUCAGUCAACAUUAUUAUGGUGCAAAUAAAGUAACUGAACGCAGAAUCAUCUUAUUGAGUGUUGUCCUGAACAGCUACAGCUGUUGGUGAUUUAGUGACUGGCACGUCAAAAGUGUAUAACGAAAAUCAGCAGGGUCGAACAAAUAUUUUAUGAUUGACUUCUGAAUAAAUGAUAUUAGUUAUUCAAGACCAAGCAAAUAAAAACAUUAUUUUUAAGGGAUGCAUUCAGUAUUUCUGUUGAUUUUGUAUGAAUUAGACAUUUUACAUUGAAUAAAUGCGUGCAAUAGCCAGUUUUAUGUUUGCAGGGAAUCACAAUACAAAGACAGCUGAAACGCAUUGAAAUCUUUUUGGUUUCAAGAACAAAAAUAAUUUGAUUGAUUUGAUUGAAAAUUCUAAGAGACAUGUACCUGUUGGUGAAGUGCUCAUGAUCAGAAAACUUAAAUGCAAAAACCGUGGUCAUUAUAAGUUUUCUCCUGGAUUAACAUUUAUCGGCUUUAUGGCUAAUAUAACACUACUGACUGAGAUGACUAGGAUGACUGGGAUGACUGGGAUCAUUAGGACGAUUGGAAUGACUGAGAUGACUGGGAUGACUGGGAUGAUUAGGAUGACUAGGGUGACUGGAAUGACUGGAAUGACUGGGAUGACCAGGAUGACUAGGGUGACUGGAAUGACUAGGAUGACUGGGAUGAUUAGGAUGACUGUGAUGACUGGGGUAAGUGGGAUGACUGGGAUCACUCAGAUUACUGGGAUAACUAGGAUGACUGGGAUGACUGGGAUGACUGUAAUGACUGGGAUGAUUGGGAUGACUAGGAUGACUUGGAUGACUGGGAUGACUAGAAUGACUGGAAUGACUGGGAUGACUGGAAAAAAUUUCCAAACUUGUUACUGACUGACUUGUUUGAAUACUGGCCGAACAAGGAUUUGUCAAACUGAAUAACUGAGUGUCUGUUGAUUUUUAUGCUGACUGACCAGAAUCAGUGCAGAACGGUUGACAUUUAACCUAACUGUUUCAAAAGACAGACCGAUGUUUGAACUGACCUGUAUGACAGCAGGAGGAUCUGACCAAUUCACAGUGGCGUUAUUUUGUAUUUGUAUUUUAAUGGUAUAGUUGGUAGACUGCAUAUCUGUGCUGACUCGUUUGUUCGUUUUCUGUGAACUUGAUGAGUGCAUUUCAAAUCUCUUCUUGCUUCAACCAGCAAUUUCCCAACAUGGAAAUAUGUCUUGGGAAUGACUGAAUACACUUCACAUUAAUGAUGUGAAGUGUAGUGCCUCUUGCUGGCUGCUAAUUAUUUCAACAAUUACAAUAGUUAUACAACCAAUCAACCCAUCAGCCAACCUAAGACAUCGUUUGGUGGUGGGGAGGGGGGUGGGGGUGGUAGGAGUGGUGGGAGAAGGGGAGCGUUUGUUCUUAGGUAAAACUGCAGGCGUAGGCAAAUUUGUUGUUUUAAAAUAAAAUGUCUAAAUUGUUAAAUUCACUGCCAUUUUCAUUCCCACUUUCGGGAAAAAUUUAGGCUACACAGUUUUCAUCACAAGAAAAAAGGAUUUGGCAUGAGUGAACUGGAUUAUUCCUUUAAUUUGUUUUAAUUGAUUGUGAAUUUGGAUUGCGUGCCUAAUCUUCAAACCUCUUUGUGGAAAACAGCAACAGGUGCUUUAAGUAUGAAUCUUGUGGCUCUCAUUCUGACAUUCGUUGAAUUAAUUUUGCCAAUAUAAUCAGUGUACUGCUUGCAAAGUGGAAUAAGAAUUACACAACAACAUCAACAACAACAGCAACAAUGAAAUGAUUAAAAUAGAGUCACCACUGAAAAUUUCUGCCGCAGUGUUUUAAAGUACGUUUGACAAGCACUGAGUAAAACUGGGCGUGGAAAAUUUAGUGUGCUUCUGAGGAGGUAAAGUGAGGAGAUUUUGAAAACUUGCACUCAUCUUUUUCAACUCCAGAGUGAUCAACAUGUUAUUUCUCUUUACUUCUUUGAGUAAACUACCAAGCAGGAAGGGUGUUGAAAAUAAACAUAAUUAUCAUGAAAGGGGAGGCUUUGUCUUGAUUAAUUGUCAAAUUCUCAGAACUGAUGGUACAGAAAAUCCGCAGCAGUUAGUAAAGAGAAUAACAUGUUAAAGCUUGGGACUGAAAGUUCACGGUAACCCCUUCAGAUAGGCACUUUGUUUUGCAGUAACAAUGCAAUCCUUAAAUACAUGUGCAAAUUCUUAUUAACAUCAACUCGUAUCAAACUUGGAGUCUUCUUUUUGGCCGUUAUUUUGGCUCGUCACGCAAAGUCGUGAGGCCAAAAAACGGCCGCGAAGAAGAUCACACGCAAGUGAGACAUGGAAUUUAGAGCACAGUGAUGUUUUUUCUGUUAGGUUUUUUUUCUAUGUACAUGUAUUUUGUGGGAUGCCGUUUAACGCAAAACAAACCGCUUACUGAAAAAGUCUGAAAUUUGUUCCCUAUGUUUUUUCAACUUUUGGAGCACAACUGAAUCACAAAUGAAGACGGCAACAACAAUGGCACCUAACAAAAGACUUUAUAUGCACGCUCGCUUUUAUUUUUUUGCACAUUUAUCCGCUUUUGUACGAAAAAAAAUACGAGAAUGUGAUAAUCAGAAGUUCAAGGUUUUGAGAACACAAACAUUUAACCGAAUUACAUCAAAUUCAAAACGCGCGCGUACAAAGUUCAAAUUAAUAGGUAAAUUUAAAAUGCUGAGAAAAUUAAAACAACAGAAAGCUUUCCCAGCUCGCUCGCUUCAUUUAUUCGCUUUUGUAUGCAAGCAACAAGAAAAGUAAUAAUAAAAAAUUCAAGGAUUAGAGACCGAACACAAACAUUUCGCCAUCAAUUAUCAAAUUCAAAACGUGCGCGUUCAAAGUUUAAGUUAAAAGGCAAAUCAAUUAAAAUGCUGAGAAAAGUUAGACAAUAAAUGAUGUUCGCAUAACUGCUAAUUAUUUUUUUCAAGUGCCGAUCUUGCUGCCGUCGCUUUGUUGAUUGCUUAAAGCUUUAUAAUAUGCAAAGCAGAACUUGGCUUAUUGUAAGGCUCGGACAAACAGUAAAACAUUACGCGCAGUAACUCUGCACUGUGUUUCUACUCCCAUAAGUAUUUUUUUUUUUUGCUUUGAAACAUUUCGGUUAAGUUCUUCAGGGGUGGAAAUACAGUGGAAUUUUAAGGCUGGUUUUAACUGGCAGCGUACCACAGACUUAAGUUUAGCGAGGUCAUCAACAACUGAAGUUUAUUAAAAUACAAAACUGAAGGUGUGAGCACAAAGAUUAUUCUUGUUUUCUCGUCGUAAAGGAUUAACACAACACGAGCCGAACACAAUAAAACAAACUUUGUUUUGGUUUAUCUUGCUUGUGCUUAUGUUGUGUUAAUUCGUAGCGCGGCAGAAGAAAUAUAAUAAGUGCGUGGGUUUCCUAAAGUUGUGCUGAUGCUUUUGUUGUUGAUGUCUUUACUAAACUGACGCUUGUGUUCAUGUCGUUAGUAAAAACUAGCCUUCACUGCGCGUAAUGUUUUACUGUGUCUGAGCCUUAAGGGGUUUUAUCUGGUUCACUCAAGUAGUUGGAUUACAAAGUAAACAGCACAGGUACUGAAGAUAACAGUAUUUUAUUGAACGAAUAAAGCUUGUCUCUGUUGUCCAUUUAUUUGCAAUAAAAAAUAUUUAAAAGAAAAUAAUCUAGCCUUCCCCGCCCCUGCCGGGCUGCCUCCACUCUGCUCCGAGUCGGUGUUCAUUCUUCUGUCCUCAUUUGAUAUUCCAACUUUAAAAUCCUGGUCUGUUUUAUCUGAUCCCUUCAUUCAAGCUGGGGGCAGUUGGACACUUAGAAAAUUCAGCCGUUUGUCCCCAAAUGGGGAGGGCAGCGUAAAGGAAAGUGAGAGUUUGCUCCUCAUGCCCACAGGGUCUCAUUCAACUUUGUCACAAUACCACACCGGCCAAAAAUAAUUUUCAGCGAAAAAUAUAAUUUGUUUUAGUUGAAGACGCGUAUCUGCAAAGUCAAUAUAUCGUGAAAAUAUCCAGAGACUCGGACAAGAAAAAAGAGGGUGCUACAGAGUCUAACUCACUUUUCGAAAUGAGUCUCCGUCAGAAACGAAGGCAGAGAAUUGAACAAAGAAUCGCGCUGGUCUGACUGACCUUCAUUUCACAAACUUCACCAAAGAGCACAAGUCAAUAAUAAUCUCUCCUCUGCGAAGCAACUAAUGCUGGACUUCUCUCGCCCUAUUUUAAUGUUUAGUGAUUAGUGUUUAGGUGAAAUAAGAUAUUAUUCUAACGCCGUUUAUUAUCAUUUAUCCUAAAAUGCCGAUGUGCAGCGAUUGAGUUUUGGUCUUAAUGUUUCUUAAUAUCUAAAUUUGCCCGCCCUAUUAUGAAUUAGGAUGCCGUUAUUUAGAAUCAGUGCCGAAUAGAUUUCGCCUUCAAAUUUCGCCAAAGGGAUUAGAUCUAGAGCGACUUUGUAAAUAAAUAUUUCAUUUAAGUUAAAUUUUGGAUCCUUUUACUUCUAAUGAAAAUAACGGACAAAUUUUCGCAUUUCGAAACGGAAAAGGAAAUUACGGAAAUUAGCGGGAAUAUAUAUAUUUUUUUAUCCUAUAAAGUAAAAUUAAAUGUUAGCUGGAAAAACUUGGAUUUGAUUUAAGUCUUAAUUUUAUGCAGCUAGCCGCGAUGAGUAUCCGCAUAAUAAUGAAAAUUUGCCGGAAUAGUAAUUUGAGCCAAUUUCCCUAGAGAUGUUUCAGCUGUCGUGACCGGAACGGAUACUUAACAUCAGGUUUCCAACAAAAGACUGGAACUAGUCAAAUGCGUUGUUUAAAUUAAAAAAGAAAAGAAAGAAAGAAAAAGCAUGUUCCAGUCCUUCAUGGGAAAGCCGAUUUUAAUGUAUCAAUUGAAGUCACUGCUGAAUGAAAUUAGCUGAAAAUUUAAGGAAGAUACUAAAAUCUAUGCUUAUGAUAAAACGUUGUUUAUAAAUUUAUGCCUACAACCGAACCUAAAGCAUGAAGGUCAAAUUAACUUGAUUUAUCACACAAGCCAAGGAAAUCUACUCUAUGUCCCGUUCAAAAAAAGGAAAUAGAGAAGACUUCCACAGCAGUCUGAUUAACCAAGUUAAUUUAAUCGAAAUAAUUUGAUCCUAAAUUAAUACGGUUUAGUUAUCUAGGUUUCCGAAGGCUUAAGUAAUAUCAAAGAGAAGUUAGUCUUUAACAUCAACAGCCAAGUUUGUUUGACUGUUGUUUCCAGUUGACACAAAAACAACAGACAAAAAAACAACACAUGUUGAUGUAAUAAAACCUUAGUUCUGAUCAGUUUUAAAUAAUUCAAGCCGGAAAUAUGAGAAUGAAAUGAUGAUUAAGAUAAUAAUUGAAUCCUAAAUUAAAAUGGUUUAGUUAUUUUCCUUUCCGAAGGUUUAAAUAAUAUCAAAGAGAAGUUAGUCUUUAACAUCAACAGCCACGUUGUUUUGACUGUUGUUUCCAGUUGACACAAAAACAACAGACAAAAAAACAACACAUGUUGAUGUAAUAAAACCUUAGCUCUGAUGAGGUUUAGAUAAUUCAAGCCGAAAAUAUGAGAAUGAAAUGAUAAUUAAGAUAAUAAUUGAUUUGCUUAUAUCCUCUGCGAUGGUUUGAACGGUUAUUUAUUAUUAGGCCUAAGCAAGCUUGAGAAAGAUGUGAAAUUUUUAGGUUUAAAAGAGAACUCCAUUACCAGUUGCCCCCCAUUAGAGAGAUUUUUAUGACUAUCAGCUCAAUUUGAUGUCAUUUGUAAAAAUCCACCCACGCCACACCAGUGAGAUUCAGUGUCCAGUCCUCUGUCCUCGAAUCCUCCAUCGACUCACCUACUUCGUUAGUCAGCACAAUGUUAGCACUCCCGUUUUUCAUCCUACCGCAGUGGAACAUUCCCAGACAUAUUGUUUGCAGACAAGCACCUUACGUUUUUUUUUGGAAAAAGGUGUGGGUAGUAUUAUGACAAAAUGAAUGAAGCCCCAAGAACAUAAGAAGCAAACUCUCACCUUCCUCCACACUGUCCUUCCCACUUGGGAACAAACGGCCAAAUCUUCCAAGUGUCCAACUGCCCCCAGCAUGAAUUACAGAAUCAGACAAAGUUUCUCAGGAUUUCUCAGUCGGAAUAUCUCAGAGGACAUCAGAAUUCACACCUUCUCAGAGGCAGAGCUUCCACAGCCCAGCAGGGACGAGGUUGGCUAGAUUCAAACAUGACCUUUCCCAAGUGAUGGGCUCCUAAUCUGGUGUGUGUGCCACCUGAGGUCUGAAAUUAAAUAAGAACUUUAAAAAAAGAAUGAAAAGCUAAUGGCCUAAGAAAACAACCAACAAUUCUUAACGACACCACUGGUUUCCCCAUGAAAUGACUCAAAAAUGAAGAAUAGGUGAAGAAAUUCUAUACUAAUGAUGUGUCACUACCCAGAUCUGGGUAGUGCUUCUGAUUGGUCGGGCCAGAAGGAUAAUGUGUUUCAACCAAUCAGAGGCCAUGCCCGGAUAUGACUAGUGACAUAUCAUGAGUCAUCAUUUUGCGGGAAAACAAGUGAUAGCAUCUGGAAACGUCAGCUGUUUUCAAAGGCUUAGCUAAAGCAAGCCUAACAAAAAAUUAAUAAUAUUAAGAUAACUAGUGCAAGCUCAUUAGCAUAUUAAACAAAACUAGAUAUUUCUUGGUGCUACAAGUGCCCUCGUAAUGUAAACAUGUAUUCAACUAAUGCUUUGAUUAUGUGCAGGAAAAUGGAAAGAAAAAGAAUGCUAAGGAGUAAACUUCUACAACUAACAUGCCAGACCUUUUGAAAGCCUAUGGAAAAAAAAAAAAAUUUCCAGAGAGCAAAUGUAACACAAGAAAAUUAAUAUAUUUAAAUAAAAUAUAAAUGCAAUCAAUAGUCUGCAGUCUGUGAAACCUGUGUAAAAGUAUAAGUUCUCAAAAGUUAAUAAAAAAUUGUUUUAGUUUAAAAAAAAAUUAGCAACUUGGAAAAAAAUUCUUACUACUUGAAGUUGCCUAGAAAAAAAAAUUUAAUCAGAGGCAGACUGGAGAUUGCCUUAGACGUAACGUUCAAGUAAGCUUAUGAAUAAUCUACUUUGCGUUAUAAUACUUAAGAUCCUAAUUUUCCUAAGAUUUUUCCCAGGCUCACUGUUUCUUAAGAAUUUCCAGUUGCUUUUGAGUUCUCUUAUUAAUUAACCUGAAGAUGGCAAAAUCCUUAGUGCACCGACCUUACUCUGAAGUGCCAACAGAGACCAAGCUCAAUCAUCAACUUAUUAACAAUAAAAAAAAUGAAACUCUGCCUACUUGAUACUUACGUAGAUUCUCCUUACUAGUACCGUAAGAGAGGUAAGAAGGAACAGUAAGGAGAAUUUGUGACAGUGAAACUGGGACUUCAUGGAUUAAGAUCACUCUGGUUAAUUGCUUUGCUAUUGCUAUCCAUUCUGUGCUGUGUAGCGUGUAAAUGUAGAUGCAAUUCCGGCUGUAGCUUCCUGGCCACUGAUAGCCUAAGAGAUGCCUUGGCUGACAAAGCGCAAGUUUAUCUUUUCCCUUAAUGGAAGACCAUCACAAGUUUUGUGGUCAAGGUGUCUACAUUCUACCCAUAUAAUUAUAUUAUAGCUCUUAGGUUAUCUGUAUUGCCAUGAUGUUGUCCUGAAAAUUUAAAGAUGCAUACAUUACCUGUACAGUGAUACUAUUUCCUGCAGCCUGUAUAGUCCCUGACUGAGGUCAUAUAUCACUUAGGAGGUUUAGAGCUAAUACUGUGCUAAUGAGCUUGCUGAAGACUGUUUAACUCUAAAAUUAAAUGUACACUAACACUGUAUAAGUGGAAUCCUGGUUCUUUGAACCUCUUGAUUAUUCCAAUUAAAACUUGUUUUCCUUCCCCUGAAGUCACUAUACUUUUUAUAUUUCGCCUUGGGUUUCUCAAACAGAAAAUGGCGAGAAAGCCUAAAGCCCAAAACAAAGCUUAAUAUCUCCCUAAUUCUUUUCCCUUAAUUUCCAUUUUCAAAGGAGGUUCAAAAAAUCAUAGUUCCACUGUGUUGAGAUAACACAGGAAGCACAACAACUCCUAUAAUGAAGACGAGUUGCAGUAAAAGGUUGACCUAUGAAAAGAAUUGAGUGUGUGGUGAACUUCAACAAAAGGAAUAAAAUUAAAGCAAAGUCAAAAUAUUCUGCCUAUGUGAUUAAUGUUUGCUGUGAUAAGGUUGAAAUGCUUCCCAUGCCUCUAAAGAUACAGGCAACAUUGUGCUUCCCGCUGUUCUAGGAAAAUGAAAGUCAGUGAAUAGCUGAUGUAUUUUGACUGGUAGUCCCAGGCAAUUACGCGGAAAACAAGGCCACUCCCACCUACACUAGCAGCACAAUGUUACAACUGUAUAUGCCUAUCACUGACCGCAGCUUCUAAAUCUUUAAGACUGGAUUUUUAACCUGAUCCCCUUAGUAGUUAUUAUAUCCUCUACAACUUACCUUGAAAGCCAUUCCUUUUGCAAGAAAUGUCAGAAACUGAUUUCUAUCAAGCCAAUGCAAGAAGAUUUUGCCAGUUUGUGCAAGAUUAUUGAUAAAAAAGACCACCUUUUACCUAAUUUCCCCCUCCCUAUCGAGACAAAAAAAUCCUUCCCCCCCCUAAUCGUGUACCCCCCUCCCCCAUCUCUUACUCCUCCAACCCUCCUUAAGAGGCAGAUAGGGGCUUCAUUGAGCUUUUACGGGUUUAGUUAUGUAAUAAUCUAUAAAAUAUGUAACCUUACCCACCCAACAACUAUAACUUUAUAUUAAAUACUAUAAUAAUAUCAUGAUCACUAUUAUUUUAGCAAGAUUUCCUUUGAGUAGUGAAAAACUAAACCCGAUGGUGGUACUUUAUGAAUUUCUGGGUGGGGAUGUGUCACUGGGACCUUGAACCCUUAGCCCGUACCAAAACUAGUCCAGCUCAAUUUUGCUAUUCUUUACCAGGCCAAACUGGUCUUAAAUUAUUUUUUGAAACAAUUUCUCUGUCUCUUGUUAGCAGAUGAAAUACUGUCUUUCAUCUUUGAUAAAAUUGCCAGAUCCUGAGGAAAUGCACUAAUUAAUAUAAUUAUUCUUGGCUACAGAGUUUCAUUGACCAUUGUCUUGCAAGAAUAGACCCUUUUCUCUUUUCUUCCCUGAGGUGAAUGUCCUUUGUAAAAUUGAAUGAUGUAUGUGCUACUCAUCGGAAUCUUGGGUUUGAACUUAAUUUGUGACUAGUACAAAUAAGCCUCCAGACUUUUUUUCAAAUUUUGUCUAAAUAUGAAUUUUUUUGGAACAAAAUAAUCCAAUUUGAAAAAAAAAACUUGCUUAAUUUAGGAAAACUUUGCCUAAUUGAUAAGUCUCUGUCCAGUUAAUUGCUAAAUUAAACUGAAUGGUGACUCAUUUACUCAAAAAAAAAGAAAGAAGGAAACUGUUGAUAAGACUUUCUCGGUGACACUUAUUUGUACAAAUAAGGUGGCACACACACUGUAUCAUAUAUCAAUACUCUUGUAAUACAGAUACCUUAAGUAUUCCCUCCAAUAGUGAAUCACAGAAUUCCUAAUUAAAAUUUGAUCUCACUACAUAUUCAGCAUUCUGCUCUACAGCUGAAAUGUGCUGAAGAUCUUACGGUGACUGAAUUUUGAUUGGAUAAAUAAUACUUGGUUUUCUUUGAAUUUGGAAAGCAUUAAACUAUGGGUAGAAUUCAAAAGAAAAAUAUUGCAAGUGAAUCAAUUCACACCUGUUGGGAAUACCAUGGACCUGCUUUGAACAAUGCAUGAAGUCCUAUUAGUUGAAAUAGUCAUUAUUCUUCGGUUUUUGGUUUUUGUUUUUGGUGGUUUUUUUUCACUGCCAAACUAAAUGAAUUUGCCUAUUGCUGUUGAAUGGGGGUUGUGGAACAACAGCUGGGUGAAAAACCUCCCCGUACGUCCACUUGCUCCUAGGAGGAAAACCCCGGGCCAGCUGUACCCCGCAUUCAAUGACCUCCCGGGCUGGGUCAGAAAUAUCGUAAAACCCAGUACCUGUGUUGAGGCAGGGUACUGGCUGUAACUGUAAGUAAUAAAUUUAUAUGAUUAUAAUAUAAAUAGUAAACUAGGUAUUAAUAAUGAGUUGACUCAUCCUCUAGUGAUACCAGCCUCUUCACUGUUGGCUUUUGAACUCCUGUAUUGAGCUAUUGAUGGAUCUCUGACCAGUUUGCCAAAUCCGCUGUUCUUUUCAGCCUGAGAAAGAAUAAGAAUUCAUUUUCACUCAUUUGUUAACUUAUUUGUGACUCGCUGCUAACUUUUGGCUCGUAAAUAUUCAUAGGAACAGAGUUAAGCAAGGGGUGUAACAGAAGUUUAAUGUCUAAGAUUGAGUCACAAAAUAUUGUAAACGACUUCAUGGGAGGGGUGUAGCUACCCGUACAAAUUGUGCACAUGUGCACCCCCCUCAAAAUGACCAAGAUGACUAAAGAGGUAACUAGGGUGACUUGAAUCACUGGGAUAAAUGGAAUGACUAAGAUGACUGGAGUAACUGGGAAGUAUAAGAUGACUAAGAUGACUGAGGUGACUGGGAUGACUAGGGAUACUGGGAUGAGUGGGGAUUGGGAUGACUGGGAUGAUUAGGAUAGCAAGGGUGAAUGGGAUGAUUGUGAUGACUAGGAUAACUAGGAUUACUGGGAUGAUCUGGAUGACUGAAAUGACUAGAAGGACUAAGAUUACUGAAAUGACCAGGAGGACUGGGAUGACUUAGGUGACUGGGAUAACUGUGACAACAGGGAUAACUAGAAAAACUGUGAUGACUAGGAUACUAGGAUGACUAGGAUGACUGGGGUUAAUGGGAAAGCUGAGAUGACAAGGACGACUGGGAUGAAGGGGAUGACUAAAAUAACAUGGGUGACUGAGAUGAUUUGGAUGAAUAGGAUGACUGUUAAUAAGAUGACUUAGAUGACUGGGAUGAUUUAGAUGACUGGAAUGAUUUGCAUGAUUAGGACGAGUAGGAUAACUAAUAAUGAGAUGACUUGGAUGGCUUGGAUGACGGACGAUUUUAAUGACUGGAAUGGUUUGCACGAUGACUAAUAAUGAGAUGACUGGGAUGGCUAAGAUGAUUGGGAUAACUGGGAUGAUUUGGAUGACUGGAAUGGUUUGCAUAAUUAGGAUGAAUAUGAUGAGUAAGAUGAUUGGGAUGACUGGGAUGGUUUGGAUGACUUGCAUGAUUAGGAUAAAUAGGAUAAAUAUGAAUGAGAUGACUGGGAUGACUAGGUUGAUUGGGAUGACUGGAAUGACUUGCAUGAUUAGGAUGAAUAGGAUAACUACUUAAGACAUGACUUGGAUGACUAAGAUGACUUGGAUGACAGGGAUGCCAAGAAUGACUGACAUGAAGAGGACAAGUAGGAUAACUGGCAUGACUAGCAUGAAUACAUGCAGGCAGAUUCAUUGUCACGUCAAUGUUUACAUUUUUGUUCAUUAGCAUACCAGUUAGCCCAUGGACGGUUCAAAAAUUAAAGAGCUGGUUCAUUUGUGCAGUUUGUGCAACUUUCAGCUCUUUGUAACCAGUAACAAAGAAAAUAGCAGCAAUUAAAAAACUGCAGAAUUACUGGGUGGCAAAACGUUAAUGAGCUCGCACAUUCUUUGUAGAUUUUGGGUUUUUUCAAAUAGAAUUUCGCGGUAACUAUUCGGUAUAUCAGGCUCAAAUUUUCAGAGAUCAAUAGAUAAUGAUGAGUCUGUGCUAAUGAGCCAAUAUUGUAAACAAGGAUUCCACUUUUGGAUAACUUGGUUUACUGAGAUAACAGGGGUGAAAAGGAUGAUUGUGAUGAAGAGAAAAGAAGAUUUACUGGGGGGACUAGGAUGAAUGGGGUGAUGAGAUAACUGAGAUGACUAGAAUGACUGGGAUGACUAGGAUGACUAAGGGGACUGGAUGACCGGAAUGACUCGGAUGGUUGGGAUGAAUGCCUGAUGGGGGUACUCCUAGGAAUUCUUGGUGGGGUCACUGGGAUGACAGGAGUGACAAGGGUGACUUGGAUGACAAAACUGACUGGGACAACUGGGUUAGCUUGAAUAACUAGCAUGAAUAGGAUGACUGGAAUAAGUUGGAUGGGUAGGAUGAGUGGGAUGACCUCAUCUUUAAUGAAGGAACCUGAAGAACAUUUGAUUCGUUAAAGGGGGGAGACCCUGGGAUAUGGAAAACUGUGAACCUCCGGAAAAUCCUGAACAAAAUGUACUAGUCUUAUACCGGUUUAAAACAUUUUAAAGAAAGAAUGAAAAAAAUGAUACCUGAAAUGCCUGAAAUCAACAGUGGGAGACCAUGAUCCUUCUGUUUCUUGAGAUGUCAUCCCUUUAAUUGAAGAAACGAUUUUUGAUAUCCAACUUGUGAUGGGCAAAGAAUCUUCCAGAACAUCACCAAAUGGGAGAUUUCUGUUAAAUGGACAGAGAUAAGACAGGUAAAUGUGACUGUCAGGUAGAAAGGAAGAGUUACAAUCUCUCUACCUAUAAUAUGGAUCCAUCUUUCUGCAAAAAUGAUUCCUACCAGAAUAAAUACAUGGAAUUCUUAACUGGUUCUUUUCAAAAUUCAUGGUAGAUUUUUAAUUAACAAAAAGAUUUGCCUGCAAUAUUAACUUUCUAUACUUAAGUAUAUUUUAAAUUUUGUGAUCUAACAACAACUUUACCUUGGUUUGCAAACACUACCUCAAGAAACAUUAAUUUUUUAAGUAUGAGAUAAUCGAUUACUAAUAAACAAUGGCUAUACAACAACCGCUGGGUGAUUAUAACCACUGCAAAUCUCCACUUCCUCAUCAGAGAAAAACCCUGAGCCAGCUAUAGAACCCACACUCAGGGCGCUUUCCAAAAGUCUGCCAGCUGGACCAUAGCUGGACUGGUCAUUUUCACAAUGAAAUAGGCCUUACCAAGAAAUUCGUUGCUGAAAAAACUCCUCUGUGCAUACUGUUUAGGAUAUGUCUGACUGAAUAAUAGUUUUGAUUAGAAGUGAAAAUUCUCAUUGGGACGGGGACAAUCUGGACAGUCAGUUCUUACAAAUGGAAAGCACCCUCAGUGAUGUCCCAGGCUGGCAGUGUAAAACCAAUUCUCUGUAAUGAAGCUAGGGUAACUAUUAGUGACAAAUUAUUCCUAACAGCAUACAUUACAAACCUAAUCAGUUGUAAUUCCUAGACCAUGUUGCUGCUGUCCUCUAAAUCCUGACUCUCCUCCACACAAUGUAGUCCAUUUCUAUUAACCUUUGACCAGUUUGGCGCAUUUCUUGUCUUUUUUCUGCCUGAAAAAAGUAAACAAACCAUUUCUAUAAGCACAUAAACCCACUUCUUGAUAAAAAUCUCAACAAUCCUUGCAUUCUAUGUAAACACCUUAUGAACAUGAAUAUUAAGCAUAGUAACAUUUCCUCGAUGGAGAACAUCAACCAUUUAGAUUUAAGAAGUGGGAACACUUUGACAAUAAAUGAACUUGAAAACUGGUGUUUUGAAAUAAUGUCAUGAAUUAAAUGUGAUAAUCUCCCAUUUGAUGGCACAAUAGCUCAAAAACUAAUGGCAUUCACUCAUUUCUUAAACCCACUUAUAGAUGUUUGGAUAUCAUGUCUAAUAUCUGCUUUACGUCUAAUGACCAAACCGAAACAAUGCUUGUUCUUAAACUAUUGACUCUGUGGUAGAGAAUUAACUGCUGUCUCCAGUAUGGUAAUAAACAUUAAAAACCCUUCAGCAAUAAAACGCAGGGGCAUAGCAAGGAUUUUUGAAGAAAGAGGUAUGCACAAUUUUCCACACCCCUCUCCCCACAGCAUUAAAAGCCGAAAUCUUUUUCAGGUUUCUUGAUUAAAGGAGCAGUUAUGUUGCAAGUUGAAACAAUAUUAAACUGUAUAUGAAAUGACAUGUAAAACUCAUAAAUUGGUUGUCAUCAAUUUAUAUUGCAUCAACAAACUACCAUCUUGUUUAACAAAUUGUUUUAGGCUAACAUAAGCACCCUACAUUUGCACAAUUGUGCGCGUGCGGGUUUGUGUUAAGGAAAUACGCUAAUGAAUCUGACAUAGUGACACUAAACUGGCUAGCUAUUGCAAAUCAAUAAUGCCAUUGUUAUAAUGCUCCGGAUUCAACUCUAUUUCAAUGACACAUAGACAUUCAAUUUAAUUUAAUUUAAUUUAAUUUUUAUUUUUAUGUUUUAGUUUAUUGAUUUAUUGAUUUAUUUUAUUAUUUUUUUAACUAUUCCCAUAGAAUUUAACUAUUAGUGCAUUUGUAAAUUUCUAGAAUAUUAGUUUAGAUAGCUUUUAGUGUACAGGCGAAGAGCCACUUUGUGGUUUCUGUAUUAACGUCAUUGUCAUCAUUAUUAUUAUUAUUAUUACUUCACCUACUGCAUUUUAGUCAUCCCAGUCACCACAGUACUCCAGUCAUCCUAGCCAUCCCAGCUGUCCCAGUCAUCCUAGUCAUCCAAUUCAUCUCAGUCAUCCCAGUAAUCAUAGUUGUCCCAGUAAUCCUUAUCAUCCAAUUCAUCUCAGUCAUCCCAGUUAUCCUAGUCAUUCUAGUUAUCCCAGUCAUCCUAGUACUAGUAAUCAGUCAUCCUUGUCAUCCCAAUCACCCUAGUCAUCACAGUUAUCACAGUGAUCCCGGUAAUAACAGUUGUCCUUGUCAUCCCAGUUAUCCCAGUCAUUUUAUAGUCAUUCAAUUUAUCCAAGUCGUGCUAGUCACCCUUCUCGCCCCGCUCACCCCACUCAUCCUAGUUAUCCCAGUCAUUUCAGUCAUCCUAUUCACUCCAGACAUCCCAAUCAUCUCAGUCAUCAAGAAAAUUAUAGUCAUCAAAGUCAUCACAAUCAUCCAGGUCAUCCCAGUCAACAAAGUAAUCCCUAACACCAGUAUACUAGUCAUCAUUGUCAUCCCAGGCAUCAAUGUCAUCCUUGUCUUCCUAGUCAUCACAGUCAUCCUAGUCAUCCUAGCCAUCCCAGUAAUUCUAGUAAUCCUAAUCAACCAACUCGUCCUAGUAUCCAACAUUCAAAUCAUCCCACAUAUCAAAUUCAUUCCACUCAUCCUAGUAAUCUCAGUCAUCCAGUAAUCGUAGUCAUACAAGUCAUCCUGGUAAUCAGUUAUCUUACCCAUGUCAUCCUAACAAGUAUUCCAAUUGUUACCUGUGAAAUACUUGAGACUCUAUUUGUUACUUUUAGCUCUCGCUAAGAGAGAUAAUAAGAUUUUAUACUUUUUUAAUGCUAUUAAUGUAAUUUUAGACAUUUUUUAUUUAAUCUUAUUUACAUUGUAAAUAUUCAUUGUUAAAAUUUUCAAAUGUAAUCUUAACCUUAAAAAGAUUUUGUUAAUAUUAUUAGAUGUCCCUGAUUAGUAGGCUAAAUUGACACAAUCAUUAAUAUUGUUGUUCAUUCAAUCAUCCCAAUGAUCCUAGUUAUUCCGGUCAUCCUCAUCAUCUAAGUCAUCCCAGGCGUAAAACCAUCAUCCAAGUUAUUCUGAUUAUCCCAGUCAUCCCAGUCAACAUAGUUAUCCAAGUCACCUUAGAUAUUCUGGUCAUCACAGUUAUCCCAGUCAACACAGUUAUCAUUGUCAUCCCAGUCAUCUUAGCACUCCAUGUUACACUAGUCAUACUAGUCAGCAGAGUACUACAAGUCAUUCUAGUUAUCCCAGUCAUCCCAUGCAUCCUACUCAUAUUAUUUUUAAGUCACCCAAGUCAUCAAAGGCAUCUCAGUCAUCCUGAUCAACCAACUCAACCUAGUACCCAGUACUCUAGUCAUGCUACACAUCACAGUCACCCCAUUCAUCAAAGUCAUCUUAGUCGUUUCAGUCAACCAAAUUAUAUUAGUCACCCUAGUCAUCUGAAUCAACUUCUCAACAUGAUAAAACUGAAAACAGUCAUCCUAGUCAUCUCAGCUUAAAGUCAUCCUAGUCACCCAAGUCACCCUAGUGAACCCAAGUCGCACAAGUCACCCAAGUCACCCACGUCACGCAAGUCACCCUAGUCACCAAAGUCACCCAAGUCACCCUAGUCAACCAAGUCACCCUAGUCACUCAAGUCACUAUAGUCAUCCUAGUCACCCUAUUCACUCAACUCAUCCUAGUCACUCAAGUCACCCUAGUCACCCAACUCACUCUAGCCACCAAAGUCAUCCUACUCACCCUAGUCAUAAUAAUCUCCCUAGUCACCCAAGUCACCCUAGUCACCAUAGUCAUCCUAGUCACCUCAGGUGACUUAGGUGACAAGGGAGAUAAGAGAUGGGAUGACUAGGGAUGACUAGGGAUGACUAGAAAUGACUAGGAUGACUAAAAAUGACACGGAAUGACAAGGGAUGACUAGGAAUGACUAGAGAUGACUAAAUGAGUAGGGAUAACUAGGAAUGACAACGGAUGACAAGAGAUGACUAAGGAUGACUAGGAUGACUAGAGAUGACAAGGAAUGACUAGCGAAGACUAAGGAUCACUAGGAAUGACUACAGAUGACUAGGAUCACUAGGGAUGACUAGGGAUAACUAGGGAUGACUAGGAUGACUAAAGAUGACAAGGAUCGCUAGAGAUGACUAGGAUGACUAGGGAUAACUAGGGAUCACGAGAGAUGACUAGGGAUGACUAAGGAUAACGAGGGAUCACUAAGGAUGACUAGGGAUGACAAGGAUGACUACGGAAGACUAAGGAUGACUAGGAAUGAUGAGGGAUGAUUAGGGAUGACUAGCGAUAACUAGGAAUGACUAGGGAUGACUAGGGAUGACUAGCGAUAACGAGGGAUAACUCGAAAUAACUAGGGAUGACUAGGCAUGACUAGGAAUGACCAGGGAUGACUAAAAAUGACUAGGGAUGACUAGGAAUGACUAGAAAUGACAAGAAAUGACUAGAGAUGACUAGGGAUGAAUAGGGAUGAAUAAGGAUGACUAAGGAAGACUAGGGACGACUAGGGAUGACGAGGGAUGACUAUGGAUGACCAGGGAUGACUAGGAAAGACUAAGGAUGACUAAGGAUGACUAGGGAAGACUAGAGAUUACAAGGAAUGACAAGGAAUGACUAGGGACGACGAGGGAUAACUAGGGAUGACGAAGAAUGACUAAGAAUGACUAGGGAUGACUAAGAAUGACUAGAGAAGACAAGGAAUGACUAGACAUAACUAGGGAUGACUAGGGAUAAAUAGGGAUGACUAGAGAUGACUAGGGAUGACUAGGGAUGACUAAGGAUGACUAGGGAUGACUAGGGAUCACGAGGGAUGACUAGGGAUGACGAAAGAUGACUAAGGAUGACUAGGGAUGACUAGGAAUGACUAGAGAUGAGAAAGAAUGACUAGAGAUGACUAGGGAUGACUAGGGAUGAAUAGGGAUGACUAGGGAUGACUAGGGAUGACGAGGGAUGACUAGGGAUGAAUAAGGAUGACGAGGGAUGACUAGGCAUGAAUAAGGAUGACUAGGGAUGACUAGGGAUCACGACGGAUGACUAAGGAUAAUUAGGGAUGACUACGGAUGACUAGAAUCACUAGGGAUGACAAGGGAAGACUAACGAUAACUAGGGAUGACUAGGAAAGACUAGAGAUGACAAGGAAUGACAAGGAAUGACUAGGGAUAACUAGAAACGAGGGAUAACGAGGGACGACGAAGAAUGACUAAGAAUGACUGGGGAUGACUAAGAAUGACUAGAGAAGACAAGGAAUGACUAGACGUGACUAGGGAUGACUAGGGAAGAAAAGGGAUGACUAGGGAUGACUAGGGAUGACGAGGGAAGACUAGCGAUGAAUAAGGAUGACUAGAGAUGACUAGGGAUGACUAGGGAUCAUGACGGAUGACUAGGGAUGACGAGAGAUGACUAAGGAUGACUAGGGAUGACUAAGAAUGACUAGAGAAGACAAGGAAUGACUAGACAUGACUAGGGAUGACUAGGGAAGAAUAGGGAUGACUAGGGAUGACGAGGGAAGAUUAGGGAUGAAUAAGGAUGACUAGAGAUGACUAGGGAUGACUAGGGAUGACGAGAGAUGACUAAGGAUGACUAGGGAUGACUAGGAAUGACUAGAGAUGACAAGGAAUGACUAGGGAUGAUUAGGGAUGACUAGGGAUGACUAGGGAUGACUAAGGAUGAAUAAGGAUGACUAGGGAUGACUAGGGAUGAAUAAGGAUGACUAGGGAUGACUAGGGAUGAAUAAGGAUGACUAGGGAUGACUAGGGAUGACUAGGGAUGACUAGGGAUGACUAGGGAUGACUAGGGAUGACUAGGGAUGACUAGGCAUGACAAGGGAUCAAUAGGGAUGACUAGGGAUGACUAGGAAUGACUAGAAAAGACAAGGAAUAACUAGGGAUGACUAGAGCUGACUAGGAAUGACUAGAGAUGACAAGAAAUGACUAAGGAUGACUAGGGAUGACUAGGGAUGAGGAGGGAUGACUAGGGAUGACUAGGGAUGACUAGGGAGGACGACGGAUGACUACGGAUGACAAGGGAUGACUAAGGAUGACUAGGAAUGACUAGGGAUGACUAGGGAUAACAGGGGAUAACUAGAAAUAACUAGGGAUGACUAGGGAUGACUAAAGAUCACUAGGGUAGACUAGGGAUGACGAGGGAUGACUACGGAUGACUAGGGAUGACUAGGGAUGACGAGGGGUGACUAGGGAUGACUAGCGAUAACUAAGGAUGACUAGAGACGACGAGGGAUCAUGAGGGAUGACAAGGGAUGACGAGGGAUGACUAGGGAUCACUAGAGAUGACGAGGGACGACUAGGGAUGACGAGAAAUGACUAAGGAUGACUAGGAAUGACUAACGAUGACUAGGGAUGACUAGGGAUGACUAGGGAUGACGAGGGAUGACUAGAAAUGACUAGGGAUGACAAGGGAUGACUAAGAAUGACUAGGAAUGACUAGGGAUGACUAGGGAUUAUGAGGGAUGACUAGGGAUGACUAGGGAUAAAUAAGAAUGACAAGGGGUGACCAAGGAUGAGUAGAGAUGACUAGGAAUGACUAGAGAUGACAAGGAAUGACUAGAAAUGACUAGGGAUGACUAGGAAAGAAUAAGAAUGACUAGGGAUGACCAAGGACGACUAAGGAUGACGAGGGACGACUAGGGAUGACUAGGGAUGACUAGGGAUGACUAGGGAUGACAAGGGAUGACUAAGGAUAACUAGGGAUGACUAAGGAUAACUAGGGAUGAAUAAGGAUAACUAGGGAUGACUAGGGACGACUAGGGAUGACGAGAGAUGACUAGAGAUUACUAGGGAUGACAAGAGAUGACGAGAGAUGACUAGGGAUGACUAGGGAUGACUAAGGAUGACUAGGGAUGACCAGGGAUGACGAAGGAUGACUAGGGAUGACGAAGGUUGACUAGCGAUGACUAGGGAUGACUAGGAAUGACUAGGGAUGACUAGGGAUGAAUAAGGAUGACUAGCGAUGACUAGGGAUGACGAGGGAUGACUAAAGAUGACUAGGGAUGACUAGGAGUGACUAAAGAUGACAGAAAAUGACUAGAGAUGACUAAGGAUGACUAGGGAUGACUAGGGAUGAAUAAGAAUGACUAGCGAUGACUAGGGAUGACUAGUAAUGACGAGGGAUGAGUAGGGAUGACUAGGGAUGACUACAGAUGACUAAGAAUGACAAGCGAUGACUAGGGAUGACUAGGGAUGCCUAAAGAUGACUAGGGAUGACGAGGGAUGACUAGGGAUGACUACGGCUGACUAAGGACGACUAGGGAUGACUGGGGAUGACAAGGGAUGACUAGGGAAGACUAAGGAUGACUAACGAUAAAUAAGGAUGAUUAGGGAUGAAUAAGGAUGACUAGGGAUGACUAGGGUUGACUAGGGAUCAAAAGGGAUGACAAGGGAUGACGAGGGAUGACUAGGGAUGACUAGGGAUGACUAGGGAUGACUAGGGAUGACUAGGGAUGACUAGUGAUAACUAGGGAUGACUAGGGAUGACUAGGAUGACUAGAGACGACAAGCAAUGACUAGGGAUGACUAGGGAUGACUAGGGAUCACAAGGGAUGACAAGGGAUGACGAGGGAUGACUAGGGAUGACUAGGGAUGACUAGGGAUGACUAGAGAUAACUAGGGAUGACUAAGGAUGACUAAGAAUGACUAGGGAUGACGAGUGAUAACUAGCGAUGACUAAGGACGACUAGGGAUGACUAGGGAUGACAAGGGAUGACAAGGGAUCACAAGGGAUGACGAGGGAUGCCAAGGGAUCACUAAGGAUGAAUAAGGAUCAAUAAGGAUGAUUAGGGAUAAAAAAAGAAGACUAGGGAUGACUAGGAAUGACUAGGGAUCACAAGGGAUGACUAGGGAUGACUAGGGAUGACUAGAGAUGACUAGUGAUAACUAGGGAUGACUAGGGAUGACUAGGAUGACUAGAGCUGACAAGGAAUGACUAGGGAUGAUUAGGGAUGACGAGGGAUGACUAGGGAGAACUUGGGAUGACAAGGGAUGACAAGGUAAGACUAGGGAUGAUCAAGGGAUGACUGGGGAUGACUAGGGAAGACUAGAGCUAACCAGGAAUAAAAAGGGAUGCCUAGAGAUGACGAGGGAGGACUACGGAUAACUAGGGAUGACGAGGGAUGACUAAGGACAACUACGAACGACUAGGGAUCACUAAGGAUAACUAGGAAAGACUAGUGCUGACUAGGGAUGACUAAGAGAAGACUAGAAAGGAUAAUAUCCUGACUAGGGAUGAUCCCUAGGGAUGACUAGGGAUGACUAGGGAUGACUAGGGAUGACUAGGGAUGACAAGGAAUGACAAGGGAAGACUAAGGAUGACAAGGGAUGACUAGGGAUGACUAAGGAUGAGGGGGAAGACUAAGGAUGACUAGAAAUGACUAAAGACGACUAAGGAUGACUAAGAAUGACUAAAAAUGACUAGGAUGACCAGGGAUGACUAGGGAUGAUGAGAGAUGACUAGCAAUGACAAAGGAUGACUAGGGAUGACUAGGGAUGACACGAUGACUAGAGAUGACUAAAGAUGACAAGGAAAGAUUAGGGAUGAUUAGGGAUGACUAAGGAUAACGAGGGAUAACUAGAAAUAACUAGGGAUGACUAGGGAUGACUAAAGAUGACUAGGGAUGACUAGGGAUGAAAGAGAUGACAAGGGAUCACUAGGGAUGACUAGGGAUGACUAGGGAUGACUAGGGAUGAUGAGGGAUGACUAGGGAUGACUAGGGAUAACUAAGGAUGACUAGGGAUGACUAGGGAUGACGAGGGAUGACUAGAGAUGACAAGGGAUGACUAGGGAUGACUAGGAAUGACUAGAGAUGACUAGGAAUGACUAGAGAUGACUAGGGAUGACUAGGGAUGACGAGGGGUGACUAGGGAUGACUAGGGAUAAAUAAGAAUGACUAGGGAUGACUAGGGAUAACGAGAAAUGACUAAGGAUGACUAGAGAUGACUAGGAAUAACUAGAGAUGACAAGAAAUGACUAGAAAUGACUAGGGAUGACUAGGAAUGAAUAAGGAUGACUAGGGCUGACUAGGGAUGAUGAGGGAUGACUAAGGAUGACUAGGGAUAACUAGGAAUGAAUAGAGAUGACAAGGAAUGACUAGAGAUGACUAGCGACGACUAGAGAUGACUAGGGACGAAUAAGGAUGACUAGGGAUGACUAGGGACGACUUGGAAUGACGAGGGAUGACUAGGGAUGACUAGGGAUGACUAGAGACGACGAGGGAUGACUAGGGAUGACUAAGGAUGACUAGGGAUGACUAGGAAUGACUAGGGAUGACUAGGGAUAACUAGGGAUGAUGAGGGAUGGCUAGAAAUGACUAGGGAUGACUAGGAAUGACUAGGGAAGACUAGAGAUGACUAGGGAUGACUAGGGAUGACUAGGGGUGACUAAGGAUGACUUAGGAUGACUAAGGAUGACAAGGGAAGACUAGGGAUGACGAGGGAUGACUAAGAAUGACUAGGGAUCACUAGGAAUGACUAGAGAUGACUAGGGAUGACUAGAGAUGAAUAAGUAUGACUAAGGAUGACUAGGGAUAAUUAGGGAUGACUAGGGAUGAUGAGGGAUGACUAGAAAUGACUAGGGAUAACUAGGGAUGACUAAAGAUGACUAUAUAUGACUAGGGAUGACUAGAAAUGACCAGGGAAGACUAGGGAUGACUAGGAAUGACGAGGAACGACUACAAAUGACUAGGGAUAACUAGGGAUGAUCAGGGAUGAAUAAGGAUGACUAGGGAUGACUAGUAAUGACGAGGGAUGACUAGGGAUGACUAGGGAUGACGAGGGAUGACUAGGGAUGACUACGGCUGACUAAGGACGACUAGGGAUGACAAGGGAUGACUAGGGAAGAGUAAGGAUGAUUCAGGAUAAAUAAGGAUGAUUAUGGAUGAAUAAGGAUGACUAGGGAUGACUAGGGAUCAUAAGGGAUGACAAGGGAUGACGAGGGAUGACUAGGGAUGACUAGGGAUGACUAGGGAUGACUAGUGAUAACUAGGGAUGACUAGGAUGACUAGAGAUGACAAGCAAUGACUAGGGAUGACUAGGGAUGACUAGGGAUCACAAGGGAUGACGAGGGAUGACGAAGGAUGACUAAGGAUGACUAGGGAUGACGAGUGAUGACUAGGGAUGACUAAGGACGAGUAGGGAUGACUAGGGAUGACGAGGGAUGACUAGGGAUGACUAGGGAUGACUAGGGAUGACUAGUGAUAACUACGGAUGACUAGGAUGACUAGAGAUGACAAGCAAUGACUAGGGAUGACUACAGAUGACUAGGGAUGACUAGAGAUAACUAGGGAUUACUGAGGAUGACUAAGGAUGACUAGGGAUGACGAGUGAUGACUAGGGAUGACUAAGGACGAGUAGGGAUGACUAGGGAUGACUAAGGAUGACUAAGGAUGAAUAAGGAUGAUAAGGGAUAAAAAAAAAAGACUAAGGAUGACUAGGGAUGACUAGGGAUGACUAGGGAUGAAUAAGGAUGACUAAGGAUGACUAGGGACGACUUGGGAUGACGAGGAAUGACUAGGGAUGACUAGGGAUGACUAGAGACGACGAGGGAUGACUAGGGAUGACUAAGGAUGACUUGGGAUGACUAGGAAUGACUAGGGAUGACUAGGGAUAACUAGGGAUGAUGAGGGAUGGCUAGAAAUGACUAGGGAUGACUAGGAAUGACUAGGGAAGACUAGAGAUGACUAGGGAUGACUAGGGAUGACUAAGGGUGACUAAGGAUGACUUAGGAUGACUAAGGAUGACAAGGGAAGACUAGGGAUGACGAGGGAUGACUAAGAAUGACUAGGGAUCACUAGGAAUGACUAGAGAUGACUAGGGAUGACUAGAGAUGAAUAAGUAUGACUAAGGAUGACUAGGGAUAAUUAGGGAUGACUAGGGAUGACGAGGGAUGACUAGGGAUGACUAGGGAUGACUAGUGAUAACUAGGGAUGACUAGGAUGACUAGACAUGACAAGCAAUGACUAGGGAUGACUAGGGAUGACUAGGGAUCACAAGGGUUGACGAGGGAUGACGAGCGAUGACUAGGGAUGACUACAGAUGACUAGGGAUGACUAGAGAUAACUAGGGAUGACUAAGGAUGACUAAGGAUGACUAGGGAUGACGAGUGAUGACUAGGGAUGACUAAGGACGACUACGGAUGACUAGGGAUGACUAAGGAUGACUAGGGAUGACUAAGGUUGACUAAGGAUGAAUAAGGAUGAUAAGGGAUAAAAAAAAAAGACUAAGGAUGACUAGGGAUGACUAGGGAUCACAAGGGAUGACGAGGGAUGACGAGCGAUGACUAGGGAUGACUAGGGAUGACUAGGGAUGACUAGAGAUCACUAGUGAUAACUAGGGGAUGACUAGGGAUGACUAGGAUGACUAGAGAUGACAUGGAAUGACUAGGGAUGAUUAGGAUGACGAGGGAUGACUAGGGAGAACUAGGAUGACAAGGGAUGACAAAGUAAGACUAGGGAUGGCCAAGGGAUGACUGGGGAUGACUAGGGAAGACUAGAGCUAACCAGGAACAAAUAGGGAUGCCUAGAGAUGACGAAGGAGGACUAGGGAUAACUAGGGAUGACGAGGGGAUGACUAGGGGGACAACUAGGAAACGACUAGGGAUGACUAAGGAUAACUAGAAAAGACUAGUGCUGACUAGGGAUGCCAAGAGAAGACCCUAGCCACCCUAGGGAUCCUUAAGACAUCCUAUCCUGGUCAUCCUGUCACCCUUCGUCAUCCCUAGUCAUCACUAGGGAUGACUAGGGAUGACCUGGGAUGACUAGGGAUGACUAAGGAUGACAAGGAAUGACUAGGAAAGACUAAGGAUCACGAGGGAUGACUAGGAAUAACUAGGGAUGACUAGGGAAGACUAAGGAUGACUAGGAAUGACUAAAGACGACUAAGGAUGACUAGGAAUGACUAGAAAUGACUAGGAUGACCAUGGAUGACUAGGGAUGAUGAGAGAUGACUAGCAAUGAGUAAGGAUGACUAGGGAUGACUAGGGAUGACACGAUCACUAGAGAUGACUAAGGAUGACAAGGAAACACUAGGGAUGAUUAGGGAUGACUAAGGAUAACGAGGGAUAACUACAAAUAACUAGGGAUCACUAAGGAUGAGUAGAUCUGACUAGGGAUGACUAAAGAUGACUAGGGAUGACUAGGGAUGAAAGGGAUGAAAGGGAAUGACAAGGGAUGACUAAGGGAUGACUAGGGAUGAUGAGGAUGACUAAGGAUGACUAGGGAUAACUAAGGAUGACUAGGGAUGGAGGGAUGACGAGGAUGACUAGAGAUGACAAGGGAUGACUAGGGAUGACUAGGAAUGACUAGGAUGACUAGGGAUGACUAGGGAUGACGAGGGAUGACUAGGGAUGACUAGGGAUGAAUAAGAAUGACUAUGGAUGACUAGGAUAAUGAAGGAUGAGGGAUGACUAGGAUGACUAGGAAUGACUAGAGAUGACAUGAAAUGACUAGAGAUGACUAGGGAUGACCAGGGAAUAAGGAUGACUUGGGCUUACUAGGGAUGAUGAGGGAUGACUAAGGAUGACUGACUAGGAACGAAUACAGAGAUGACAAGGGAUGACUAGAGAUGAGGGAUGACUAGGGAUGACUAGGGAUGACUAGGAUGACUAGGGAUGACUAGGGACGACUAGGGAUGAGGGGAGAUGAUAUUCAAGGAUGACUAGGGACGAGGAUGACUAGGAUGACCAAGGAUGAUGAGGGAUGACUAGGGAUGACUAGGGAUGACUAGGGAUGAUGACUAGGAUGACAGGAAAUGACUAGGGAUGAUGACUAGGGAUGACUAGGGAUGACUAGGGGAUGACUAAGGGAAGACCUAUUGAGAUGAGGAUGACUAGGGAUGACUAGGGAUGACUAGGGACUUAGGACGAGGGAUGACAAGGGAAGACUAGGGAUGACUGACAAGGAAUGACUAGGGAUGACUAGGGAUGACUAGAGAUGAAUAAGGAUGACUAGAGAAUGACUAAGGAUGACUAGACAAUUAGGGGAUGACUAGGGAUGACGAGGGAUGACUAGGGAUGACUAGGGAUGACUAGGGAUGACUACAGAUGACUAGGGAUGACUAGAGACAACCAGGGAUGACUAAGGAUGACUAAGGAUGAUACGGAUGACGAGGGAUGACUAGGGAUGACUAAGGACGACUAGGGAUGACUAGGGAUGACUAAGGAUGAGUAGGGAUGACUAAGGAUGUCUAAGGAUGAAUAAGGAUGAUAAGGGAUGAUAACUAGGGAUGACUAGGAUGACUAGAGAUGAUAAGCAAUGACUAGGGAUGACUAGGGAUCACAAGGGAUGACGAGGAUGACGAGCCAUGACUAGGGAUGACUACAGAUGACCAGGGAUGACUAGAGAUAACUAGGGAUGACUAAGGAUGACUAAGGAUGACUAGGGAUGACGAGUGAUGACUAGGGAUGACUAAGGACGAUAAGGAUGACUAGGGAUGACUAAGGAUGACUAGGGAUGACUAAGGAUGACUAAGGAUGAAUAAGGAUGAUAAGGGAUAAAAAAAAAGACUAGGAUGACUAGGGAUGACUAGGGAUGACUAGGGAUGAAUAAGGAUGACUAAGGAUGACUAGGGACGACUUGGGAUGACGAGGGAUGACUAGGAUGACUAGCGAUGACUAGAGACGACGAGGGAUGACUAGGAUGACUAAGGAUGACUUGGGAUGACUAGGAAUGACUAGGAUGACUAGGGAUAACUAGGGAUGAUGAGGAUGGCUAGAAAUGACUACGGAUGACUAGGAAUGACUAGGGAAGACUAGAGAUGACUAGGGAUGACUAGGGAUGACUAGGGGUGACUAAGGAUGACUUAGGAUGACCAAGGAUGACAAAGGGAAGACUAGGGAUGACGAGGGAUGACUAAGAAUGACUAGGGAUCACUAGGAAUGACUAGGGAUGACUAGGGAUGACUAGAGAUGAAUAGGCAUGACUAAGGAUGACUAGGGACAAUUAGGGAUGACUAGGGAUGACGAGGGAUGACUAGGGAUGACUAGGGAUGACUAGGGAUGACUAGUGAUAACUAGGGAUGACUAGGAUGACUAGACAUGACAACAAAAUGACUAGGGAUGACUAGGGAUGACUAGGGAUCACAAGGGUUGACGAGGGAUGACGAGCGAUGACUAGGGAUGACUACAGAUGACUAGGGAUGACUAGAGAUAACUAGGGAUGACUAAGGAUGACUAAGGAUGACUAGGGAUGACGAGUGAUGACUAGGGAUGACUAAGGACGACUAGGGAUGACUAGGGAUGACUAAGGAUGACUAGGGAUGACUAAGGAUGACUAAGGAUGAAUAAGGAUGAUAAGGGAUAAAAAAAAAAGACUAAGGAUGACUAGGGAUGACUAGGGAUCACAAGGGAUGACGAGGGAUGACGAGCGAUGACUAGGGAUGACUAGGGAUGACUAGGGAUGACUAGAGAUCACUAGUGAUAACUAGGGAUGACUAGGGAUGACUAGGAUGACUAGAGAUGACAUGGAAUGACUAGGGAUGAUUAGGGAUGACGAGGGAUGACUAGGGAGAACUAGGGAUGACAAGGGAUGACAAAGUAAGACUAGGGAUGGCCAAGGGAUGACUGGGGAUGACUAGGGAAGACUAGAGCUAACCAGGAAUAAAUAGGGAUGCCUAGAGAUGACGAAGGAGGACUAGGGAUAACUAGGGAUGACGAGGGAUGACUAAGGACAACUAGGAACGACUAGGGAUGACUAAGGAUAACUAGAAAAGACUAGUGCUGACUAGGGAUGCCAAGAGAAGACCCUAGCCAUCUUAUUAUUAUCCUAGUCAUCCUUGUCACCCUUGGUCAUCCCUAGUCAUCACUAGGGAUGACUAGGGAUGACUAAGGAUGACUAGGGAUGACUAGGGAUGACAAGGAAUGACUAGGAAAGACUAAGGAUCACGAGGGAUGACUAGGGAUAACUAGGGAUGACUAGGGAAGACUGAGGAUGACUAGGAAUGACUAAAGACGACUAAGGAUGACUAGGAAUGACUAGAAAUGACUAGGAUGACCAUGGAUGACUAGGGAUGAUGAGAGAUGACUAGCAAUGACAAAGGAUGACUAGGGAUGACUAGGGAUGACACGAUGACUAGAGAUGACUAAGGAUGACAAGGAAACACUAGGGAUGAUUAGGGAUGACUAAGGAUAACGAGGAUAACUACAAAUAACUAGGAUCACUAAGGAUGAGUAGAUCUGACUAGGGAUGACUAAAGAUGACUAGGGAUGACUAGGGAUGAAAGGGAUGACAAGGAUCACUAGCAAUGACUAGGGAUGACUAGGGAUGACUAGGGAUGAUGAGGGAUGACUAAGGAUGACUAGGGACAACUAAGGAUGACUAGGGAUGACUAGGGAUGACGAGGGAUGACUAGAGAUGACAAGGAUGACUAGGGAUGACUAGGAAUGACUAGAGAGAUGACUAGGGAUGACUAGGGAUGACGAGGGAUGACUAGGGAUGACUAGGGAUGAAUAAGAAUGACUAUGGAUGACUAGGGAUAACGAAGGAUGACUAAGGAUGACUAGGGAUGACUAGGAAUAACUAGAGAUGACAUGAAAUGACUAGAGAUGACUAGGGAUGACCAGGAAUGAAUAAGGAUGACUUGGGCUUACUAGGGAUGAUGAGGGAUGACUAAGGAUGACUAGGGAUGACUAGGAACGAAUACAGAUGACAAGGAAUGACUAGAGAUGACUAGGGAUGACUAGGGAUGACUAGGGAUGAAUAAGGAUGACUAGGGAUGACUAGGGACGACUAGGGAUGACGAUGGAUGACUAGGGAUGACUAGAGAUGACGAGGGAUGACUAGGGAUGACUAAGGAUGACUAGGGAUGACUAGAAAUGACUAGGGAUGACUAGGGAUAACUAGGGAUGAUGAGGGAUGGCUAGAAAUGACUAGGGAUGACUAGGAAUGACUAGGAAUGACUAGGGAAGACUAGAGAUGACUAGGGAUGACUAGGGAUGACUAGGGGUGACUAAGGAUGACUUAGGAUGACUAAGGAUGACAAGGGAAGACUAGGGAUGACGAGGGAUGACAAAGAAUGACUAGGGAUCACUAGGAAUGACUAGAGAUGACUAGGGAUGACUAGAGAUGAAUAAGUAUGACUAAGGAUGACUAGGGAUAAUUAGGGAUGACUAGGGAUGACGAGGGAUGACUAGGGAUGACUAGGGAUGACUAGGGAUGACUACAGAUGACUAGGGAUGACUAGAGAUAACUAGGGAUGACUAAGGAUGACUAAGGAUGACUACGGAUGACGAGUGAUGACUAGGGAUGACUAAGGACGACUAGGGAUGACUAGGGAUGACUAAGGAUGAGUAGGGAUGACUAAGGAUGUCUAAGGAUGAAUAAGGAUGAUAAGGGAUGAUAACUAGGGAUGACUAGGAUGACUAGAGAUGAUAAGCAAUGACUAGGGAUGACUAGGGAUCACAAGGGAUGACGAGGGAUGACGAGCCAUGACUAGGGAUGACUACAGAUGACUAGGGAUGACUAGAGAUAACUAGGGAUGACUAAGGAUGACUAAGGAUGACUAGGGAUGACGAGUGAUGACUAGGGAUGACUAAGGACGAGUAAGGAUGACUAGGGAUGACUAAGGAUGACUAGGGAUGACUAAGGAUGACUAAGGAUGAAUAAGGAUGAUAAGGGAUAAAAAAAAAGACUAAGGAUGACUAGGGAUGACUAGGGAUGACUAGGGAUGAAUAAGGAUGACUAAGGAUGACUAGGGACGACUUGGGAUGACGAGGGAUGACUAGGGAUGACUAGCGAUGACUAGAGACGACGAGGGAUGACUAGGGAUGACUAAGGAUGACUUGGGAUGACUAGGAAUGACUAGGGAUGACUAGGGAUAACUAGGGAUGAUGAGGGAUGGCUAGAAAUGACUACGGAUGACUAGGAAUGACUAGGGAAGACUAGAGAUGACUAGGGAUGACUAGGGAUGACUAGGGGUGACUAAGGAUGACUUAGGAUGACUAAGGAUGACAAGGGAAGACUAGGGAUGACGAGGGAUGACUAAGAAUGACUAGGGAUCACUAGGAAUGACUAGAGAUGACUAGGGAUGACUAGAGAUGAAUAGGUAUGACUAAGGAUGACUAGGGAUAAUUAGGGAUGACUAGGGAUGACGAGGGAUGACUAGGGAUGACUAGGGAUGACUAGGGAUGACUAGUGAUAACUAGGGAUGACUAGGAUGACUAGACAUGACAAGCAAUGACUAGGGAUGACUAGGGAUGACUAGGGAUCACAAGGGUUGACGAGGGAUGACGAGCGAUGACUAGGGAUGACUACAGAUGACUAGGGAUGACUAGAGAUAACUAGGGAUGACUAAGGAUGACUAAGGAUGACUAGGGAUGACGAGGGAUGACUAGGGAUGACUAAGGACGACUAGGGAUGACUAGGGAUGACUAAGGAUGACUAGGGAUGACUAAGGAUGACUAAGGAUGAAUAAGGAUGAUAAGGGAUAAAAAAAAAAGACUAAGGAUGACUAGGGAUGACUAGGGAUCACAAGGGAUGACGAGGGAUGACGAGCGAUGACUAGGGAUGACUAGGGAUGACUAGGGAUGACUAGAGAUCACUAGUGAUAACUAGGGAUGACUAGGGAUGACUAGGAUGACUAGAGAUGACAAGGAAUGACUAGGGAUGAUUAGGGAUGACGAGGGAUGACUAGGGAGAACUAGGGAUGACAAGGGAUGACAAAGUAAGACUAGGGAUGGCCAAGGGAUGACUGGGGAUGACUAGGGAAGACUAGAGCUAACCAGGAAUAAAUAGGGAUGCCUAGAGAUGACGAAGGAGGACUAGGGAUAACUAGGGAUGACGAGGGAUGACUAAGGACAACUAGGAACGACUAGGGAUGACUAAGGAUAACUAGAAAAGACUAGUGCUGACUAGGGAUGCCAAGAGAAGACCCUAGCCACCCUACACAUCCUAGUCAUCCUUGUCACCCUUGGUCAUCCCUAGUCAUCACUAGGGAUGACUAGGGAUGACUAAGGAUGACUAGGGAUGACUAGGGAUGACAAGGAAUGACUAGGAAAGACUAAGGAUCACGAGGGAUGACUAGGGAUAACUAGGGAUGACUAGGGAAGACUAAGGAUGACUAGGAAUGACUAAAGACGACUAAGGAUGACUAGGAAUGACUAGAAAUGACUAGGAUGACCAUGGAUGACUAGGGAUGAUAAGAGAUGACUAGCAAUGACAAAGGAUGACUAGGGAUGACUAGGGAUGACACGAUGACUAGAGAUGACUAAGGAUGACAAGGAAACACUAGGGAUGAUUAGGGAUGACUAAGGAUAACGAGGGAUAACUACAAAUAACUAGGGAUCACUAAGGAUGAGUAGAUCUGACUAGGGAUGACUAAAGAUGACUAGGGAUGACUAGGGAUGAAAGGGAUGACAAGGGAUCACUAGGGAUGACUAGGGAUGACUAGGGAUGACUAGGGAUGAUGAGGGAUGACUAAGGAUGACUAGGGAUAACUAAGGAUGACUAGGGAUGACUAGGGAUGACGAGGGAUGACUAGAGAUGACAAGGGAUGACUAGGGAUGACUAGGAAUGACUAGAGAUGACUAGGGAUGACUAGGGAUGACGAGGGAUGACUAGGGAUGACUAGGGAUGAAUAAGAAUGACUAUGGAUGACUAGGGAUAACGAAGGAUGACUAAGGAUGACUAGGGAUGACUAGGAAUAACUAGAGAUGACAUGAAAUGACUAGAGAUGACUAGGGAUGACCAGGAAUGAAUAAGGAUGACUAGGGCUUACUAGGGAUGAUGAGGGAUGACUAAGGAUGACUAGGGAUGACUAGGAACGAAUAGAGGUGACAAGGAAUGACUAGAGAUGACUAGGGAUGACUAGGGAUGAAUAAGGAUGACUAGGGAUGACUAGGGACGACUAGGGAUGACGAUGGAUGACUAGGGAUGACUAGAGAUGACGAGGGAUGACUAGGGAUGACUAAGGAUGACUAGGGAUGACUAGGAAUGACUAGGGAUGACUAGGGAUAACUAGGGAUGAUGAGGGAUGGCAAGAAAUGACUAGGGAUGACUAGGAAUGACUAGGAAUGACUAGGGAAGACUAGAGAUGACUAGGGAUGACUAGGGAUGACUAGGGGUGACUAAGGAUGACUUAGGAUGACUAAGGAUGACAAGGGAAGACUAGGGAUGACGAGGGAUGACUAAGAAUGACUAGGGAUCACUAGGAAUGACUAGAGAUGACUAGGGAUGACUAGAGAUGAAUAAGUAUGACUAAGGAUGACUAGGGAUAAUUGGGGAUGACUAGGGAUGACGAGGGAUGACUAGGGAUGACUAGGGAUGACUAGGGAUGACUACAGAUGACUAGGGAUGACUAGAGAUAACUAGGGAUGACUAAGGAUGACUACGGAUGACGAGUGAUGACUAGGGAUGACUAAGGACGACUAGGGAUGACUAGGGAUGACUAAGGAUGAGUAGGGAUGACUAAGGAUGACUAAGGAUGAAUAAGGAUGAUAAGGGAUGAUAACUAGGGAUGACUAGGAUGACUAGAGAUGAUAAGCAAUGACUAGGGAUGACUAGGGAUCACAAGGGAUGACGAGGGAUGACGAGCCAUGACUAGGGAUGACUACAGAUGACUAGGGAUGACUAGAGAUAACUAGGGAUGACUAAGGAUGACUAAGGAUGACCAGGGAUGACGAGUGAUGACUAGGGAUGACUAAGGACGAGUAGGGAUGACUAGGGAUGACUAAGGAUGACUAGGGAUGACUAAGGAUGACUAAGGAUGAAUAAGGAUGAUAAGGGAUAAAAAAAAAAGACUAAGGAUGACUAGGGAUGACUAGGGAUGACUAGGGAUCACAAGGGAUGACAAUGGAUGACGAGGGAUGACUAGGGAUGACUAGGGAUGACUAGGGAUGACUAGAGAUGACUAGUGAUAACUAGGGAUGACUAGGGAUGACUAGGAUGACUAGAGAUGACAAGGAAUGACUAGGGAUGAUUAGGGAUGACGAGGGAUGACUAGGGAGAACUAGGGAUGACAAGGGAUGACAAGGUAAGACUAGGGAUGACCAAGGGAUGACUGGGGAUGACUAGAGAAGACUAGAGCUAACCAGGAAUAAAUAGGGAUGCCUAGAGAUUACGAGGGAGGACUAGGGAUAAGUAGGGAUGACGAGGGAUGACUAAGGACAACUACGAACGACAAGGGAUGACUAAGGAUAACUAGGAAAGACUAGUGCUGACUAGGGAUGCCAAGAGAAGACCCUAGCCACCCUACACAUCCUAGUCAUCCUUGUCACCCUUCGUCAUCGCUAGUCAUCAAUAGGGAUGACUAGGGAUGACUAGGGAUGACAAGGAAUGACUAGGAAAGACUAAGGAUCACGAGGGAUGACUAGGGAUAACUAGGGAUGACUAGGGAAGACUAAGGAUGACUAGGAAUGACUAAAGACGACUAAGGAUGACUAGGAAUGACUAGAAAUGACUAGGAUGACCACGGAUGACUAGGGAUGAUGAGAGAUGACUAGCAAUGAGUAAGGAUGACUAGGGAUGACUAGGGAUGACACGAUGACUAGAGAUGACUAAGGAUGACAAGGAAACACUAGGGAUGAUUAGGGAUGACUAAGGAUAACGAGGGAUAACUUCAAAUAACUAGGGAUCACUAGGGAUGAGUAGAUAUGACUAGGGAUGACUAAAGAUGACUAGGGAUGACUAGGGAUGAAAGGGAUGACAAGGGAUCACUAGGGAUGACUAGGGAUGACUAGGGAUGACUAGGGAUGAUGAGGGAUGACUAGGGAUGACUAGGGAUACCUAAGGAUGACUAGGGAUGACUAGGGAUGAUGAGGGAUGACUAGAGAUGACAAGGGAUGACUAGGGAUGACUAAGAAUGACUAGAGAUGACUAGGGAUGACUAGGGAUGACGAGGGAUGACUAGGGAUGACUAGGGAUGAAUAAGAAUGACUAUGGAUGACUAGGGAUAACGAAGGAUGACUAAGGAUGACUAGGGAUGACUAGGAAUAACUAGAGAUGACAAGAAAUGACUAGAGAUGACAAGGGAUGACCAGGAAUGAAUAAGGAUGACUAGGGCUGACUAGGGAUGAUGAGGGAUGACUAAGGAUGACUAGGGAUGACUAGGAACGAAUAGAGAUGACAAGGAAUGACUAGAGAUGACUAGGGAUGACUAGGGAUGACUAGGGAUGAAUAAGGAUGACUAGGGAUGACUAGGGACGACUAGGGAUGACGAUGGAUCACUAGGGAUGACUAGGGAUGACUAGAGAUGACGAGGGAUGACUAGGGAUGACUAAGGAUGACUAGGGAUGACUAGGAAUGACUAGGGAUGACUAGGGAUAACUAGGGAUGAUGAGGGAUGGCUAGAAAUGACUAGGGAUGACUAGGAAUGACUAGGGAAGACUAGAGAUGACUAGGGAUGACUAGGGAUGACUAGGGGUGACUAAGGAUGACUUAAGAUGACUAGGGAUGACAAGGGAAGACUAGGGAUGACGAGGGAUGACUAAGAAUGACUAGGGAUCACUAGGAAUGACUAGAGAUGACUAGGGAUGACUAGAGAUGAAUAAGUAUGACUAAGGAUGACUAGGGAUAACAAGGGAUGACUAGGGAUGACGAGGGAUGACUAGAGAUGACUAGGGAUGACUAGGGAUGACUAGAGAUGACUAUAUAUGACUAGGGAUGACUAGAAAUGACUAGGGAAGACUAGGGAUGACGAGGAAUGACUAGAAAUGACUACAGAUGACUAGGGAUGAGUAGGGAUGACGAGGGAUGACUAGGGAUGACUAGGGAUGACUAAGGAUGACUAGGGAUGACCAGGGAUGACGAAGGAUGACUAGGGAUGACCAGGGAUGACUAGAGAUGACUAGGGAUGACUAGGGAUGAAUAAGGAUGACUAGGGAUUACUAGGGAUGACGAGGGAUGACUAAGGAUGACUAGGGAUGACUAGGGAUGACUAGGAAUGACUAGAGAUGACAAAAAAUGACUAGAGAUGACUAGGGAUGACUAGGGAUGAAUAAGGAUGACUAGGGAUGACUAGGAAUGACGAGGGAUGACUAGGGAUGACUAGGGAUGACUAGGGAUGACUACAGAUGACUAAGGAUGACAAGGGAUGACUAGAGAUGACUAGGGAUGCCUAAAGAUGACUAGGGAUGACGAGGGAUGACUAGGGCUGACUAAGGGCGACUAGGGAUGACUAGGGAUGACGAGGGAUGACUAGGGACGACUAAGGAUGACUAAGGAUAAAUAAGGAUGAUUAUGGAUGAAUAAGGAUGACUAGGGAUGACUAGGAAUGACUAGGGAUCAUAAGGGAUGACGAGGGAUGACUAGGGAUGACUAGGGAUGACUAGAGAUGACUAGUGAUAACUAGGGAUGACUAGGGAUGACUAGGAUGACUAGAGAUGACAAGCAAUGACUAGGGAUGACUAGGGAUGACUAGGGAUGACUAGGAUGACUAGAGAUGACAAGCAAUGACUAGGGAUGACUAGGGAUGACUAGGAUGACUAGAGAUGACAAGCAAUGACUAGGGAUAACUAGGGAUGACGAGGGAUGACUAGGGAUAACUAGGGAUGACUAGGGAUGAGAAGGGAAGACUAGGGAUAACUAGGGAUGAGUGGGGAUGACGAGGGAAGACUAGAGAUAACAAGGAAUAAAUAGGGAUGUCUAGGGAUGACGAGGAAUGACUAGGGAUAACUAGGGAUGACGAGGGAUGACUAGGGAUGACUAGGGAAGACUAAGGAUGACUAGGGAUGACUAGGGAUGACUAGGGAUGACUACGGAUUACUAGGGAUAUCUAGGGAUGAAUACGGAUGACAAGGGAUGACUAGGAAUCACUAGGGAUGACGAGGGAUGACUAAGGACAACUAGGAAUGACUAGGGAUGGCUAAGGAUAACUAGGGAAGACUAGGGUUGACUAGGGAUGCCAAGGGAAGACCUUAGCCACCCUACACAUCCUAGAUGACUAGGGAUGACUAGGGAUGACUAGGGAUGACGAGGGAUGACUAGGGAUGACUAGAGAUGACUAGGGAUGAAUAGGGAUGACUAGGAAUCACUAGGGAUGAGGGGGGAUGACUAGGGAUAACCAGGGAUGAUUAGGGAUGACUAGGAAUGACUAAGGAUAACUAGGGGACACUAGGGAUGACUAGGGAUGCCAAAGGAAGACUAGAAAUGACAAGGAAUGACUAGGGAUGACUAGAGAUGACUAAUAUGACUAGGGAUUACUAGGGAUGACUAGGAAUAACUAGGGAUGACUAGGGAUGACUAGAGAAGACUAAGAGUGACUAGGAAUGCCUAGGGAUGACGAGGGAUGACUAGAGGUGACUAAAGAUGACUAAGAAUGACUAGGGAUCACUAGGGAUCAGUAGGGAUGACUAGGGAUCACUAGGGAUGACGAGGGAUCACUAGAGAUGACCAAGGAUGACUACGGAUGACUAGGAAUGACUAAAGAUGACAAGAAUGACCAGACAUCACUAGAAAUGACUAAGGAUGACUAAGGAUGAAUAAGGAUGACUAGGAAUGACUAGGGAUGACGAGGGAUGACGAGGGAUGACUAGGGAUGACUAGAGAUGACUAAGGAUGACAAGGGAUGACUAGAGAUGACUAGGGAUGACUAGGGAUGACUAGGGAUGACUAGGGAUGACUAGGGAUGACUAGGGAUGACUAAGGAUGACUAGGGAUGACUAGGGAUGACUAGAGAUGACUAGGGAUGACUAUGGAUGACUAGGGAAGACUAAGGAUGACUAAGGAUGACUAGGAAAGACCAGAGAUGACCAGGAAUGACAAGGGAUGACUAGGGAUGACUAGGGAGGAAUAAGGAUGACUAGGGAUGACAAGGGAAGACUAAGGUUGACUAGGGAUGACUAGGGAUGACUAUGGAUGACUAGGGAUGACAAGGGAAGACUAAGGAUGACUAUGGAUGUCUAGGGAUGACUAGGGAUUACAAGGGAAGACAAAGGUUGACUAGGGAUGACAAGGGAAGACUAAGGAUGACUAUGGAUGACUAGGGAUGACUAAAGAUGACUAAGAAUGACUAGGGAUCACUAGGGAUGACUAGGGAUGCCUAAAGAUGACUAGGGAUGACGAGGGAUGACUAGGGCUGACUAAGGGCGACUAGGGAUGACUAGGGAUGACGAGGGAUGACUAGGGACGACUAAGGAUGACUAAGGAUAAAUAAGGAUUAUUAUGGAUGAAUAAGGAUGACUAGGGAUGACUAGGAAUGACUAGGGAUCAUAAGGGAUGACUAGGGAUGACUAGGGAUGACUAGGGAUGACUAGUGAUAACUAGGGAUGACUAGGGAUGACUAGGAUGACUAGAGAUGACAAGCAAUGACUAGGGAUGACUAGGGAUGACUAGGGAUGACUAGGAUGACUAGAGAUGACAAGGAAUGACUAGGGAUGACUAGGGAUGACUAGGGAUGACUAGGAUGACUAGAGAUGACAAGCAAUGACUAGGGAUAACUAGGGAUGACAAGGGAUGACUAGGGAUAACUAGGGAUGACUAGGGAUGAGAAGGGAUGAGUAGGGAUGACUAGGGAUGACUGGGGAUGACUAAGGGAAGAUGAGAGGAUAACAAGGAAUAAAUAGGGAUGACUAGGGAUGACUUGGGAUGAGAGGAUGACUAGGAAAGACUAGAGAUGACAAGGAAUGACAUGGGAUGACUAGGGAUGACUAAGGAUGACUAGGGAUGACAAGGCAAGACUAAGGAUGACUAGGGAUGACAAGGGAAGACUAAGGAUGACUAGGGAUGACUAGGGAUCACUAUGGAUGACCAAGGAUGACUAGGGAAGACUAAGGAUGACUAUGGAUGACUAGGGAUGACUAUGGAUGACUAGGGAUGACUAGGGAUGAGUAGGGAUGACUAAGGAUGACUAGGAAUGACUAGAGAUGACUAGGAUGACUAGGGAUAACGAGGGAUGACUAGGGAUGACUAAGGAUGACUAGGGAUGACUAGGGAUGACUAGGGAUGACUAGGGAUGACUAGGGAUGACUAGGGAUGACUAGGGAUGACUAGGGAUGACUAGGGAUUACGAGAGAUGACUAGGGAUGACUAAGGAUGACUAGGGAUGACUAGGGAUGACUAGGGAUGACUAGGGAUGACUAGGGAUGACUAGGGAUGACUAGGGAUAACUAGGGAUAGCUAGGGAUGACUAGGGAUGACUAGGAUGACUAGGAAUGACUAGGAAUGACUAGGGAUGACUAGGGAUGACUAGGAUGACUAGAGAUGACUAGGAUGACUGGGAUGACUAGGGAUGACUAGGGAUGACUUGGGAUGACUAAGGAAGGCUAGGGAUGACUGGGAUUACUAGGGAUGACUAGGGAUUCCUAGAGAUGACUAGGGAUGAAAAGGGAUGACUAGGGAUGACUGGGAUUACUAGGGAUGACUAGGGAUGAGUAGGGAUGACUGGGAUGACUGGGAUGACUAGGAAUGAUGAGGGAUAACUAGGAAUGACUAGGGAUGACUAGGGACAACUAGGGAUGACUAGGGAUGACUAGGGAUGACUAGGAUGACUGGGAUGACUAGGGAUGACUAGGGAUGACUAGGGAUGACUUGGGAUGACUAAGAAAGGGUAGUGAUGACUAGAGAUGACUGGGAUGAAAAGGGAUGACUAGUCACCCAAGUAACCCUAGCCACCCUACACAUCCUAGUCAUCCUACACAUCCUAGUCACCCUAGUCACUAAUCUUAGGUCACCCUAUUUACCCUACCCUAGUUACGCUAGUGAUUCUCAUCACUCUACUUACCCAAGACACCCAAGUCACCCUAGUUGACCUAGUCACCCAAGUCGCCCUACUCACCCAAGUCACUCACGUCACCCUAGUCACCCAAGUCACUAAAGUCACCCUAGUCAUCCUACUCACCCAAGUCACCCUAGCCACCUAAGUCAUCACAGUGAUCCUCAUCCUAGUCACCCUUUUAACCUAUGCAACUAAGUAACCCUAGUGAUCCUUAUUACCCUAGUCACCCUUAUCACCCUAGUCUCUCAAGUCACCCAAGUGAUCCUCAUCAACCUUGUCACCAUAGUCAUUCUAGUCACCCUAGUUACCUUUUUCACUCCAGUCAUUCUAGUUAUUGUAGUCUCCCCAGUCAGCUUAGCCCUUUUAGGCAUAUUUAUUUGCUUGUCUUUAUCAUUAUCGUACUGUUUUUGUUAUUGUACUAUAUAUCAUUCCUGUACUUUCACUCGUUUUAGUUACUUUAUAGUACAUGCGUACCUGUACAGGUUGCUAUGCCCCCAAAACCAUUACAAAAUAUACCCAAGAAAUAAUUAUUACAAUGUAUGAAGAAUAACUGUAAUGAAGAGUGCAAUGUAAAACUUACAUUUUGGUUCUGCCUUUUUUGUGUUACUCUUCUGGGUAACAACUGUCAGCUGUCAGUCCAUUACACUGGAGACUCAUGACUGCAACAAAACAAAAAGUCAUUUAAGGAAAUGAAAAUAAAGGAGUCAUGCACAGCCAUGUGACUGGUAGGCAUUAGGAGGUAACGUUGCCGAGCGGUUAAAACACUGGACUUGCAAUUUGGAGGCCCGGAGUUCAAGUCGCGCCCUGGCCGCUAGCCGGAUUUGUACACGGUAGUUCCGAGUUCAAAUUCUCUCCUUCACUUGUAAAUAACCACCUGGUUUGCCUCCCGCCAGUCGGAAUUCUUAACCCUGUUAUGUUUGAUUUGAAUUACUAUUGUCUUGUUUCAGUCAUUUGCUCAGCCCCACUAGCAUAAUUGCUAUAAAUACUGCCGAGGGUAAAUAGAGGGAAUAUUAUUAAUAUUGCUAUUAAUAUCAUUAAGAUGUGUAAACUGUAAGUGGGAAUUCAGGUCUGUUUACAAGGCAUUCCCUUUACAUAUAUAACUGGCUCUCUAGUCUAGGCUGUAGCAGCUAAAGCAACUGCACGGGAAGACAAUGUGAGCAAAAACGAUUGACUUCCAUGAAAGCACUGUGAAAUUACUUAAGCCCUGCUAAAGCCCAAGACCACCUCACAUAUGAUUAUUGGUGGAGACUGCUGGCCAGCAUUGUCUCAUGUUUAACCUGGCCUAAAUUUAGCUGCAUAUAAAAAGAGAAAGGCGGCAAGAGGUAUAAGGUGGUCGAUAGAUAGAAGUGGUACAAACACUGCAAAGUCAACAUAAGUGAGGCGGCAUUGGACAGUGGGAUAAUAAAACUGAAACUAGGAAAGGGUAAAAAGGUGGUACAGGUGAUAACAAAACUAAUGAAUAAAAUAGGAGGGAAAGGAAAGAAGAAAAAAGGAAAGAACAGAAAAGGGGGAUUCAGAGUAGUAGUAGCAUAGUAGCUUUUUAACAUCCCUCAGUUCAGAUUUCGAAAACAUUAAAAGAAGGAAAAACACCAUGAUAAAAAGAUAAACCUUGCAUUCCAGUCGAAGACUCUCUAAUUUUAGGAAACUCGAAAACGGCCAUGACAGACCUAUUUUCGAAUAUGUCCUUUCAAAAUAAAAGUUUGAAAGGACACAUGUCCUUUUAACUAAGAAAAAUUAUUUCCAGCACUGCUUAGUGAUUUUUUUUCUUCACAUACGGUAAAAUUCCGAAGAUAAGCCCCUCCAAAAACAAGCCCCCCAAACUGGUAAUGCAAAAAACCCUCUGCAGGGGUGGAUCUAGGGGGAGGGUGCAGGGGGUGCACACCCCCCCCGACCCUGAGAUGACCUGCUGUUUUCUAAUACAACUGGUAUUCUGCAAAAAAAAAACUAUGUGGUUUAUUGGUGUUGAAGUAGAGCAAGAGACGAGUGCACCCCCUCCUAAAAAAAAUCCAGGAUCCGCACCUGCUCCGUUAAAUCGCCCCUCCAAAUAUAAGCCCCGCAGGAGCUUGUACUCGGAAAAUUGCCCUCAAAUACAAAGUAAAACAAAGAAAAAUGGUAAAUUUACUUCCAGAUAUAAGGCUAACCCAAUCGAUUUUGAAACGCAAAUUUCCCUCCGUAGGUAAGCCCCUUCCUAAGCCCCUCCAAAAAUAAUCCCCUCAAAAAGGGCCUUUGAAAAAUAUAAGCCCCACGGCAUAUUUUCAGAAUUUUAUGGUACCCACACCCAGUUACACCUCAACAUUCCACCUGAAUUUUUAUGCUUGUGACUGAAUUACAACAUUGUCAGAAUAACAGUAUAGCUGUUACAGGUCAAAAUUAAAUCCAGGUUAAAAUUUUUAAACCUACUAGUAGGUUGAUUCUCAAUUUCCUUUCUCCUAGCUCUGAUUAUUCAUGAAUUGGGGUUAGGAGACAAAGGAAAUUGAGAAUCAACCUAGGUUAAAAAAUUUUAACCUGAAGUUUAUUCUGACCAGUAACAUAGCCAAACACUAGACUUAAAAGUUUUUUUGCCAAUGUUUCAGUGUUUAUUUGUAGUUAAGCAAGCUCCCAUACUGAGAACUGUUAUUGUAAGUGGCCAGCUCCAGAAAAGAAAACCCUCUUCACGUCCCUAGAAUGUCCCUAGAGAGCUUCCACUGUAUUAAUAAUAACGGCAGCAAACAGAAAAAGGGAACAAGAGGGGAAAAUGAGAAGUGGCCAACAAGAGAAUAUUAGUAAAUGAAAAAAAUGGAAACAAAAUACAAAUUAAAGCAGAAAUGUAUCAAUUUCUCUGCUCUAAUUUGUAUUUUGUUCAUUAAUGCGUCGACAGACCUUACUAACGGAUCCAUUGUAAAAGUUGAAACAUGUGGCAGGAUCUUUUCUAGAAAUUGACUCUUAACGAAGGGCUAUCAUGAGGAAAAAUUAGAUUCUGGUUACUGUUAGGGGUAACAGGAUAAAGUCCAUGCAAAAAUGGAGAAAAACUAAAACACUCUGUAGCUUUCCAUUUCUGCCAGCACUAGCUAGGAAAUUGGGCACGUGACUUUACACCAACACAAAACAUUUUGAUUACCCACCCAUCCCUUGCUGACCCCUCUUAACCCAAGCAAUUCCACCUAAUUCAAAAUUAUUACCUGAGCAACUACUAUGUAAUUUCGUUAGCUCUUAAAUUUCCUUGUAAGCUUAAACCGUUACAUCAUACCUGUGCUUUGAUCAAAAUUCUCCAUCCCGUGCACGAUAAUUCUGAUCAUUGAAUUCAUUGACUUGGGUUUGUACACAGCCUUGAUCCUUUUCGUUCAAAAUAAAGUACUUUCUUUUUAUCACAGUUAAACGAUCCAGAAGUUGAUAAACCACUUAACUGAAAGAUCAAGCUGCUUUUUUGCAGAAACCUUGCGCAUUCGAUUAGAAUUAGAAAUCAGGCGCCAUCUUGGUUUCUCUGGUCCCAAGCUCCACUCGGUCAAAACUUGGGGAGCUGCCGGGGGAGGCGUGAGGUGAGAAGUCGGUGGGGGGCUGCCUUGGGGUUGCCAAACCUAAGAAGCGAACAGAGGUGUAAAAGCCUCCUUUACAGCCGAUUUACCGGAUUUAAAGUAUUUUAGUUAAUUUUUUCUUAUCCCAUGUAUCAAAAAACAUAUUAAAAACUGGCAUGUUACUACACAGGCAUCCCAAGCCAAGACGGAUAAGUAGGAUCUAGCUAUGAAGAGCCAAUGCAUUUCGGUAAAAUUGUAGUAAAAUUGUAGCUAUAACUGUCGGCCAGUAAACGUGCAAAACGUUAGGUAGGACAAAUAAUCAAAUACACAUCAAGUGCGAAUACGUCCGAAUAGCAUGUCGUAAAGAUGCCACGACUUGGGAUCAUAUUUUUCUCACGUUACCCACAACCGAACGUAUACAUUAAGGUCGUUAAGCGUUUUUCGAAAGUUGGAAAGUGGAAAAGUAAAAUGCCUGUUUCAUUUUCAUUUUUUCCCGAUUUAAAAAGAGAUAAAGGUGUACCUUUACAACAAUCGAUUUACCGUAAAAUUCCGAAAAUAAACCCCUCCAUGUAUAAGCCCCUCCAAAUAUAAGCCCCCCAAAAUCGUAACGCAAAAAACCCUCCGUUAAAUCGCCCCUCCGAAUGUAAGCCCCCGGGGGGCUUGUACUUGGAAUUUGCCCUCGAAUACAAAGUAAAACAAAGCAAAAAUGGUAAAUUUCCUUUCCACUACAAGUUAGCCCAGUCAAUUUUGAAACGCAAAUUUCCCUCCGUACAUAAGCCCCUCCGAAUAUAGGCCCCUCCAAAAAUAAGCCCCUCAAAAAGGGCCUUUGAAAAAUAUAAGCUCCGGGGCUUAUUUUCGGAAUUUUACGAUAUUUCAUUGAUACUUAAAAUGGACAAACAACAAUAUUAGCCCGGGGGGGGACUCCCAUAUGAAACAGACGGGGAUGCUCGUCGUCUCGCUUAGGGGUGUAAAUUUUGUAUUUUGGUCUCGCUUAGGGUGUUCCGGGCAAAGCGCCAAUAUUUUAAGCCGCGAAGGUCUCGUUUAGGGUUCCGCAAAGAACCUGAGAUUUAUGACAAUGCUUUUAAAAACUACUAUUAGAUAAAAGAAUUCGAUGAUUAUGUUAGGCUCCUGCUUUAUAUCAUUGCAUGUCGUAUUUGUGUGUUUUUAAGCGGUCUCUUUUAGGGGUCACAAAAAGCUUGAGCCACGCCCAGAUGGUCUCCUUUAGGGGUUAAAUUCAAAAUUUCCGACGAGCAUACCCGUCUGUUUCAUAUGGGAGUCCCCCCCCCCGGGAAUAUUAGCCCAUGAUUUUUAACUUUAACACGUUUUCAUAGAGUAAAUGAUACACCGAAAAUCAUUUUUUAUGUUUCCUUUUCAACUUGAAGAUACCGAUUAGAAUUAACAAUGGGAAUGGAUGAUUGAAGAAUUCUUAGAGCCCGGACAGUCCGAGAAAUGUAUCCGAAAAUCUUUAAAGGGUCCAUACUGAUCACUCAACAUCUAUUCUACUGAGCCGCUAUUUUAAAAUGUUGACUUGCGCUUUAACGUCGAUCCAAAAAUAUCUUUAAAACACCGGGAGUUUAACUGCGCACGAUAUAAAGGAAGAGCGUGAGGAUCUUAAUGAUAUGAUGACGUCAUUGACGUUUUUUUAUUCCACCGCGAAGCCACAGUUGUAAUUAAAUGAGAAACCACAGCGUGAUAACUAGUACUCUGCUACGCAGCCGUUUUUAGUGCCGUCACGCAACGCUCCAUGAUAACCGUUCCGUGCUAGACUACUUCAAUACAUGCAGUACAUGUGUCAUUCUACUCCUGGUUAAUAACAGGAGUCAUGAACUCCUAAUAAUAAGAAGCCCUUUUCAUAUCAAUAGUUUCGCAGUUAGUCUCACUUUGAAACAGAGGCUUUGGCAAACUUGAAAAUAGCCUAUUGAACAAGUCCCGUGGUGGUCGCAAGGCAAAGUUCAAAGCAUGUUUCAUUUUUUAAGGUAGCUCGAUAGGGUUUUCCGGGUCAAUACCUCCCAAGUUUGAGCAUAAACUACGUCGCCAUUAACAAAGAUAUGGAAAAAUUACCACCACUUCUGUUCUAGAUAAUGAUGAAAAAUUGCUCUGAUCAGGAAUACAAUGACAUCGGAGUUGUCAUAGCAACGAAGUGAAGCCGUUACCUAUUUUACUUGUAACCGUAUUUCUCGGCACUAGGAACUGUUCUUCCAAAAUCGUUCAAGGCACUAGUUUCCUCCAGUAGCCGCCAUGAUGAAGUUUUUCUGGUUAGACAUGUUUCUAAUAAACCCCCCUAGCGGAAAUGUUAAAAUACACAAACCAAUAGCAAAACAUACUCGAAUGCUUUGAAAAAAGGAAAGGGGAAGACGGCAAAAAGUAAAUACUCUAGCUAACUUAUUAGCCAUACAUGGUUAGGAAUUUUUUUGUUGUUUGUAAGUUUAGUUAUUUGGAAAUAGUUGAUAUACUUUUUAUUGUAUAAGACUCUAAAUAAAUAAAACAUGUAUGUAUGUAUGUAUAUGUUACACAAUUUGUGUGUAACCAAUUUUUUUAUCGUAUAGUGUAAAUGUGCUGGAUUUACCGUUUGCUUCACCUAUAACAAUAUAUAUCGCUAAGUAUGUAUAUAAAUCAAUGUCAAAUAAAUGUUGAAUUACCUUACCUGUGGUAUAUCGUCGUCCUUUUGCCUCAAACGCGUUUUUUUGAGAGAUUUUGAAGGAUUUUGAGUUCUCCCUUUACAAAAUCCUUCAAAGUCGCUCAAAAAACCGCUUUUGAGGCAAAAGGACCACAGGUAAGGUUUCAACGUUUAUUUAACAUUGAUUUAUGUACAUACUUAGCGAUAUAUCGUUAUAGGUUAAGCAAACGGUAAAUCCAGCACAUCUACUACAAAAUAACAAUCGGUUACACACACAAAUUGUGUGGGCUCCCUGUGCUGAUAUCCUAUUUCUGGCGGGGAAAGUGGGAAGUGCGUUUCGAGCCUUUCGAGUUUCCCUUCAGAGUGACUGGCCAUGGCAAAUCGGCCACGGCAUUUUCAACAGUGUCGAUUUUGGCAAGUACUAAAAUUCUGUUACACAGGUGAGGCCGAGAGGGCCAAGAAUAAUGGUUUCGACUCUGUUAGGCUACGACGCUUCUUGCGAUCUUUAGUUUGGCGUCGCUCUUAUAAACAAACAAUUACCUAAUUAAAUUGCAGGGUAUAUAGACCACAUAUAAUAGGGGCCUAUUGAAACUAAUAAACAAAUCAAGCAAAACUAGGGAGCGGCGAUAAAAGUCAAUGUAAGCAACAGAAUUCAAGGGUUUAUAAGGGCAAAUUGACAACUCCCACCUUAGUUUUUGAAUAAACGUACGGUUGUCCUUGCAGCUGAUUAAAUUUGAUUGUUCCUUUCUCAGGGAUGGAUUAAAUAAUAAAUAUGAUGAUGAUAACGAUAAUAGCAAUAAAACCGGUUCUGAUUGGCCAUUUUCCCGAUGGCGUGAUUUAGAAUGCCAACCCUGAAGGAUUCUGGGAGAGCCUUUUGGCCAUUUUAAGGUUGUGUCUUGUGUCGAAAUGUAUUAUGGGGAUGUUUUAUGGGACGCAAUCGCGUUGCGAGAUGACGCAGUCGUCUCCCAAAACAGUCCCAUAGUGCAAUUCGACAUAAUACCGACCCGGUCUCGCACGCAACUUCAAAAUGGCUAAUGGAACGUUUUCAGUCACGUGACCAGCAUCGAUGCUAAUUUCUUGGGAAAAAAGGAAGCUUUUACACAAAAAAAGUGUUCCACUCACAGGGGAUUUUUUAGUACAACUAACAUGGCGCCGUUUUCAUUGUUUGGAACACUAAUAUGGCUGCCGUGACGUCAUAUGAAAGGCUCACUUCCCAAUUUGCAUUUCUUCCAUAAUACACCUUGUUUGCUCCCAAAUUUUGCGUAGCCUUUGUUUUUUAUCUCCCCUGGGUAUUACAGUCAUCACAAGGGAAACUAUCUCUAUCUCUAUUAUCUCAAAGAAGGCUUUUGACUAGGCCAUAACAUAAUGUGAACUGCUGAGAAUACAAAUCUGCAAACAGUCUAACCUCUCCUUACGGACACCUCUCUAUUACGGACAGUUCGUUUAGUCCCAGAAAUGCCAAAAAACUCUUCAUUCCCUACCUCUAUAAUACGGACACCUCUGUAAAGCGGACACUUGAUUCUGUCCCUUUGAUGUCCGUAUUAAAGAGGUUUGACUGUAUUUUGCAAAAUACCAGUUGAAAGCCGCAGGUCAUCUCAGGGGGGUGAGGGGGGGGGGGGGGUGCGCACCCCCUUUACCCUCCCCUUAGAUCAGCCCUGACUUAAUUUGUUGAUAAUCAGUUUAGUAUUGUUUCACUUCACGGAUAGUUGUCAUAAUCCUCACCGAGAAAGCCCAUCAGUCAUUUUGAACAAAAAUUAUACUUAGUCGUUGACUAGUCCCUAGGCCUCGCUUUUCCGCGCGGCCGAUUCGCUUUCCGGGUCACGUGGGUAACACACAAAGAAGGCCUAAGAAAAUGCCAUACAGGGAUUAGAUAACAUAAUCUGGAGGUGUUAGGUUAUCGCCUUACGUCAGUACGAACUUUACCAAAAAAUGAACGAGAACGAUAAUCUGGACAAAAUGUAAGAUCAGGAAACUUUCCCUGUGUAGCCUGCAAGGUGAUCAAGAGAUUCAUAAUCACGUUUACCGCAAACGGCAAACGUCAAUUUGUAACAUGUGACCAAGGUUUCGGUUUACUUAUCGUUUAUUGUUUAUUUUAUCUUCAUGUCAACUCAUCCAUGUGAAUUCUUUAGUACAGUCUAACCUCUCCUUACGGACACCUCUAUAAUACGGACACCUCUCUAUUACGGACAGUUCGUUUAGUCCCAGAAAUGCCAAAAAUCCUUCAUUCCCUACCUCUAUAAUACGGACACCUCUGUAAAGGGGACACUUAGUUCUGUCCCUUAUGUGUCCGUAUUAAAGAGGUUUGACUGUACAGUUUUUAUUUGUUCAAUUCCUAAUUUGAAAAAUUGUCAACGUGAAUCUGCCGUUUGUUGUAAACAAGUGAUUCUAAAUCUCUCUUAACACACUCCAAAGGAAUCUUUUUAAUUUAUUGUUUAUAGUUCUGCAACUUUAUUCCAGCCCGGAACACCGGAGUCCAGCCUUUAUGGUAAUUUAAGCGACGUCUUAAGUGACGUCAACGUAAAGUGAGUUGACACUGUAAUUACUCAAAUUAACCAGACUGAUUGAUGCAUGAGACUCGAUAUGACUCGGAAAACCAAUUCAAUCUUCUACGGCGAGCCGAGGCUUGCGUUUUUUCUUGUUGUUCCCAGGAUCUUGGUGAGUUUCAGCUUCUCCGUGCCUUCGUGCACUGUGACCGACCUGAAAAAAGGGAAGAUUGCCAGCUUAAUGGUGGAUAGUUUACCCAUAUAUAUUUGUCAUCGCUGACACAAGUACAGUCAAACUUUUCCAGACGGACAAACUUCCAACAAUUCCUGCAUUUUUAAUACGGACAGUUGUGCAAAGCGACGCUUGGAUCUGGCCCUGUCAUGUUCGUAUUAAGGUCUUUGACAAACCCUCACCCCGUUGUCAGCACGAAGCCUAAGAAAGGGUGGACUCUCCCUCUUUGCUACUGGCACGAGUUACUAGAUCUAGUAUACUUUUACAAGGCUACGCAUAAUAUGAUUCACUUAGAUCCGUCUGUUGUUACCUUCGUACGCGAAUGCGCGCGAAGAACCCUUAUAUCCGUAACGAGCUCUCAAUCUUUUGUGCCUAAAAAAUGUAGGACUUCUACCUUUCAGAAAUCUUUUUCCAUUAGAACCACUAGAAUCUGGAACCUGCUUAUUACUAGACUUGACCUAGAUAAUGUUACUUUUGAGAACUUUAAAUCUGUUCUUUACGGUUAUUACUCGCGCGGGCUCUAGCAAUGGUCCGGACUCUCCAAGGAGCUUCAACAGUAUUUGCUUGAAAUGUAACACAGCCAGGUUUUUAGACCAAGAAAUUAUCUGCUGCAUGUGAUUUAAAUUGCUACUUUUAUAUCUUUUUAUUUUUUGGGUCCGCAGUAAUUGGCUUUAGCUGUUGCGGUGUCCCUGCCCAAAUAUUUAAGUUAUUAUUAGUGUAUUGUUACCUUCUUAUUACUAUUGUUUAAAUAAAAAUAGAGUCCAGGAUUGACCUAGCCGGGAACGCCUAAUUAUUAAGCUGGUUUUGCAUCUGUAUGCGUUAUUUACUAGGUGUUUGAGGUCAAAAAGGCGGGAUAUUGGCCAAUAUACAGCAAUCAUGACUGAAAAAAAUAUAUCGACAGAAGAGUAAACAGUCAGAAAUCAGCCUGUCCAAUCACAACAGAUGCAGACAACCCAAUCAGAAUUAAUUUUACUCUCGAUUGAUGGAGAAGGGAGGAGGCUAUGUAUCAGAGCCCUUACCUCUUGGUGAAGCUGUUUCUCUGUUAUCAGCUUGGACCUGGAUAAUAGUUAAGAAAAUGUCUUAAAAUGUGCCAGUUCACGUGUGUAGAGUACCCACACUGCCUGCUCCGAAGAGCUAAUUAACUAAAUGUAGGUAGUGUGUAUUGAUAAAGUUGUUCUUGUUGUUAACCAACACACCCUGCCAAAAAAGUCUUUCCUUUGAUUGCUCGAUUUGACGUACUCGAAAAAGACUCUGCGCGUAAGAUCUUUGUUGAGCACAUGUUACACGUUGCUAGGAGACAGUCUCGAACUCAUGCCCUAUAGCUGUGUGCCUAGUACAGCGGGCUCAGUUUUGAUCAGCUUAUAAACAGACGGAUACUCGCACUAGAAAAAACUAGUUUGACAAGAGAGAACAAGACUGGUCCAGAAGUCUUGGCUUGACGCCAUUCAGACAGAGCCUCGAUCUUUUCUCCUCCCCGAUCAAGAGAAAACAAAAGGAGGCACUGCUCACAGGAAGCAUGACCUGGCUAAAUAGGAUCAAUUUAGGUUUUUGUGAAACUGUCCACCUACCUCUCCCCUAAGCUGACAUUAACACUUACUUCUCACUUAGGGCAAAAUGAUGGCUUAGGCGAGGGGUAGGUGGGCAGUUUCCUAGAAACCUAAACUGAUCCGCUAGGUAUUUGCCCCUUAACCCCUAACUCAUCCCCGUUGUCUCCCAGGGAGCUUUAGCAACGACGACGGGGACGGCAACCAGGACGUCAAAAAAGCAAUAGGUUUAUUACCCAAAACAACAACCUUGGAAGGGGAAUCACGCUUUUUUGUACAUUUCUUUACCUUCCUUGCACGACUACCACGUGAAAAUGCCUAAUUGCAAGUUUUAUGAAGGACGUAAACAAGCGACGACGAAUCUCUUUUUCUCUCUCUAAACUUGGGUGCGGUCCUCAAGAAAUCAACUCCAGGGAAAUUCGCCUACACUUGCCAUUUUCAGCAAAUUGGAAAAAAACGCGACAAAGAUUGAAAAAAAAGGGAAAUUCAUUUUAAAACUGACAUUGUCGCUGCCGUUGCCGUCGUCGAUGCUAAAGCUCCCUAUUAAUACAAACGAGGGAAGCGCGGUCAAGGGAAGCACGGGGGAUUAUGGGAUGGAUUUGAUGAUCGUCCACUUCGCAUCAGGGGACCCGUUUCUCGAAGAUCACGAUAACUUUCCGGGCUCGAAAAGUUGUUUCAUGUUUGCUGUGUUUGCAUUCAAGAUCUAAGGUCCAAUAAUUUGAAAAUGAUACAGUGAAAGUUUACGUAGACGAAGAAAAAUUAACCGUUUUGUGAGCAAGGAAAUGUAUUACUUACUAUUCAACAGGUUUUGAUUUCAAAAUUGGAUUCGGACCCGAAAAGUUACCGAACCCUCCGAUAAACGAGCUCUCGAUGCCGUAAUAGUCUCCCGCGACCGUUUCUUGACCGCUUAUAACGAAAGUGGACGUUCGCAUAAAAAGACGAACAUUUCGCUUGGAAUGCAAAUAAUAAAGCCACUUUUGUCUGCACUACCUGGGAAACACAUAUCCUUUUUUGGGAACACAUAUCUCUAGUGAUAUGUGUUCCCCAACCUGGGCAAAACAUAUCACUUGUGAAAUGUGUUCCCCUACCUGAGAAACACAUAUCCCUAGUGAUAUGUGUUCCCCUAUCUGGGAAACACAUAUCCCUAGUGAUAUGUGUUCCACUACUUGGGAAACACAUAUUCCUAGUGAUCUGUGUUCCCCUAACUGGGAAACAGAUAUCCCUAGUAAUAUGUGUUUCCCUACCUAGGAAACACGUACCCCUAGUGAUAUUUGUUAACCUACCUGGGAAACACGUAUCUCUAGUGAGAUGUGUUCCGAUACCUGGGAAACACAUAUCCCUAGUAAUAUAUGUUCCCCUACCUGGGAAACACGUAUUCCUUGUGAUAUGUGUUCCCCUACCUGGGAAACACAUAUCCCUAGUGAUAUGUGUUCCUCUACCUGGGAAACACGUAUUCCUAGUAAUAUGUGUUCCCUUACCUGGGAAACAUAUCCUUAGUAAAACGUGUUUCCCCAAUCUAGGAAACACAUAUCCCUAGUAAUAUGUGUUCCCCUGCCUGAGAAACACGUAUCCCUAGUGAUAUGUGUUCUUUACCCGGGAAACACAUAUCUCUAGUAAUAUGUUUACCAUUACCUUAGAAUUAACAUCAGCUCUAUAUCUAUUCUAGUAUUAACAUUAGCUAAGUAUUAGCAUCAGGACAGUAUGAAAAUUAGAUAAGCAUUAGCAUCAGCUUAGUACUAACAGUUGCUCAGCAUUAGCAUCAGAUCAGUAUUAAUAGUAGCCCAAUAUUAGCGUCAGGUCAGUGUUAUCAUUAGCUCAGUUUUAACAGUGAUAGCCGGUUAAUGUGACAGGUAGCUCAGAAAGAAGGCACGUUCGUCAAAUCACAGUGAUCACUUCUCCGAAUAAGACGACACAGAAAGGUGUGUAGAAAGUUAGCUUUGUUUUGCAUCUUGCUUUCUUGAGGUAUAUAUAAAAAAAGCUUUGUUAUUGUAGCCCUGAAAGGUUAUCAGCUGAAAACUUUAAAAUGGUGCUAGGCUCAAAUCUCCUAACGGAAGUGUGACUGCACGACAUAUCUUUGGCUAUAGCUUUGAGUGUAUUACUAUAAGAUUCUUAAGUUUGAUCUCGUUGUUUUUGCUUGAUUGUCUAUAGCUAACGACUUAUUUUAAUGUGUCCAGUGGAUUGAGGGGUGAUGAAGGGAAGGAAUUAGAAACGCCCACCAAAACAUGCUUCUGUCCAUGAAAAUUGCCCAGUCAACACAGUCUUAAGUCGGGAAGUAACUCUCGGUCUAGUGUUAGGCCUCUUUCAAAAAUUUAUGUGACUCUAUAUCAGUAGCGCAAUUACUGGUCAACCAAUAGUUUUCAUUGUGACCCAGUAAGGUUAAGAAACCCAGCUGGGGGCAAAUCAGUUGGCCAUUUACAAUCGGAACUGAAAUGUUGAACUAAAAACUAGAACUAAUCCAGCUAAGCUAUUUGGUCCGGGAUUGAACUUGGGGACUCCGGAUUACAAUUCCAGCGCUCUAGCCGUUUAAUCACGCUGCCCCUCGCCAAACGCUACGUCAUUCGUGUGCCAGCGAACCAAGCCGAUGAAUUUGAUAUGGCAGAAGAUCAGCGGUUAGACUUUUAGCUACUUUGGAACAGGGCACCGUGUUAAGUUCGUCCAUCACAGAGCGGCAAAUAAUUCAUUCAGCGGUCUUCGCUUUCGCCGCGCCUAAUGAAGACAUUUCACUGUAUGUAUAUAAACUCCUUUCAUAAGUCAGAAUAUUUUCAGUUUUUUUCUCUCUCUCUCCUAGCCCCCCCCCCCCUCCUUCCCCAACCUUGUUCUUUCUUUUGUUUAUUCAGUUGUACUUAGCUUGCCAGCAAGCUUUCCAGGGCGCUCUGGCGGCGGGGUAGGAAAAGGAAGGCUGGCAACUAAGUCUCUGGAAAUUAAAUAGCUGCAUCGGGAAAGUCGAUGGGAAAUGAUGCUGAUUGGCGGAGAAGACGUAAGUAAUGACGUAAUUACCCUUGGCACGUGUUUUUCAAUGUUUGUUUACAUUUGCGCUCGUUUCCACUUUGCACUGAUUGGCGGAAAUCUGACAGCUCAGUCGACGGGGAGCCACGGGGGAAUUGGAGGUGGAAUUCAAGUUCUAGAGACGUAGUUGCCAGCGCUCCUUUCUUUCCUGUGAUAUGUAAGCUAACUAAAAAAAACGGGGGCAUUAUGUCAGGUCGCACGAACAGGAGAUAACUUGAAUCGGUGUAGAUUUUGGAAUUUCUCAGAUUCCUCCAGAGGAAAUCAAACCUAGUGACGAGGCUGUACCGGAUGGAGAGAACGAACAGAGCGAAGAAAACAGACCGAGUGAUAACAAUAGACCAACUGAAGAAAUUGAACCAAUUAAUGAUAAUAAUGCAAUUGAAGAAAAUGAACCAAGUAGAGAUGAUGAACCAAGUGAAGAAAACAGACCAAUUAAUGACGAUAAACCAAGUGAAGAAAACGAAAUAAAUAGUAAUAAAAAGCCAAGUGAAGACAACGAGCCAAUUGGUGAUGAUAAACCGAGUGAAGAAAGCGAGCCAAGUAGAGUUAAUAAGCCAAGCAAGGAACUAAUUGAAGAUGCACGUGCAAAGUUGUUUUACUAA
This is a messenger RNA of Porites lobata, 57174 nucleotides long. Lineage: Eukaryota; Metazoa; Cnidaria; Anthozoa; Scleractinia; Poritidae. The record is from the annotation of a GenBank genome assembly.